GUGACGCUGCCACAGUGCCGGCCGUGUGCAGCGUGGGCUCCCGCAGCCAUUGCAGCACAGAGAGGUCCCCGCUCGAGUGUCACGGCGCAGGCUCGCUGCAGCGCAGCCGCUCUGAGGUGAGUGCCCUACCGCGCAAUCUCCAGCUAUCUCAGCCCUGCUGGCGCAGCCGCAACACGGAGCUCGGGCUCCGGGGCUCAGCCAGCAGCUCCGCCCUGCUCACAGCUCGCUGGGGAGCUCUGCGGGAGACUGGAGCCGCGGACCGGCUGUGGUGGGGGGGAGUCCGGUGAUGGCGGGCAGGAGGCAGCAGGCCGCACUAGGCCCCUGUCUAAUAGAAUUGCCCGGGUUAGGUUGUGUUCCAUAUUGAUUAGGCCGAAUGGUAAACAUUCCAUCUACCGAAUACUGCAGUAAAUGGCCAGACUGACCGUGUGCGUUAUAUGUACCAACCUCACCAACUCGAUCUAUGGCGAUAUGUGUGUAUUACUGUGUGUGAAUCCUAUUACAGUGCUGCUAGCUGGGUAUCACAGGGUGGGUGAUGUAUUGCUAAGGCGCCAUGAGAUCACCAAAAUAGUCCUGCAAAAAGAUAAAUAAUGGGCAUAUUUGCCACUUUUUUUUUUUAUUUUAUUUUUUUUUAUAUUUAUGGUCAUUGAUCGAUGAAAAUCAUAAUCAUGCACUCAUUGAGUUAUGCUGAGUCUCGUAUGUAACAAUAAUGUUCUCAACCAUAAGGGAAAUGUUAGUCCAAAUGUUUUCUCAGUCAGUGUGCAUUUGUGCAUAUUUUAUUUAUUAAGACCUGUUACUGUCCCCUUUAAAGGUACAUUUUUAUGCAAUCUUGUGGUGCACACCAAUACUUUGGGUUACACACUCCAUUUGGCAUAUUUAUAAUUAAGAUUGUUAAAAAAAGGGAAUUGCUUUAAUUGGGUAGAAAAAUAUAUGGUGCGUGUAUCGUGUAAUCCUUUUUGGUUCUCUAUAGCAGAGUUAAGUAACUUUUCACCCUCCAGACGUUGUGGACUACAUCUCUCACAAUGUUCUUUCAGCCAUAUUGAUGGCAAAGCAUCAGGAGAAGUGUAGUUCACAUCUGGAGUGCCAAAGGUUGCCUACCCCUGCUUUAAAGUAUGAAUAUUGGAUUUACUGUGGUGAUACUAUAGUGUUAGGACUGUAGGCAAGGUUGUCUUUUAAUCCUUUAAAGUGCCAUAUGUUGUGAGUCCCUUGUGGGACUGUUAACUCUUAUUGCACACUUACAAAGCCCCCCCUCUCUCUCUUCCGCUAACAAAAAAUCUGCCUUUCAAUCCUUAACAAACUGCUGGCUAUUCCAACAAGAGGUAAUCUCAGAUUUACUAUUCUCAUCGUUCUCUGAAAUAAUUGGCUGAGUAAGUUCUCAGUGGAGCUAUGCUUUUGUUUUGCUUGUUAGACUGCUUAGGUACCAUAACCACUAUAUUAUGAUAGGAGUCCACAGUGCCAUUUAGUAGUAAUUUGUCAAACCAUUUACAACCAUAGUCCUUUCGAUCGCGUAAAGUGUAAGUUUAUAUAUUUGUUAUCUUACCUAAGCAUACCAGGUUUAGAACCAUCAGCUGACACAAACAACCAAUAAAUACUGAAAAAGGGACACUAUGGUGCUGUUUUUGUCAAAAUCCUUUGAACAGUUUUGCAAAACACAGGGCUUUCCCGGAAAAUAAUCCAAGCCCUUCUGCAGGUCAGGUGUUGGGUGCUUCGGGAGCCCCAGUUUUUGAAGGGACUGCACCCCAUAAUAACUAUUAAGCUGUUGUUGCUUUUAUUGUGUUUAGUUACCCAUAAUACAUGUGCCUAGUGCUUUGGAAAAUCCAUUUGAAGGCUCAGAUGGUAGGAAUCUGAAGAGCUGAACACCUUUGUUGGUAAAUCAUUCAAUGUUAGAAUCCUUGUCUACAACAUUUAAAUACUUGUGUUUUCAUUUAUUCACAUGAUUAUGCAGUAUAUUUGAUUUUGCAUACUGUUUUGCCUUGUCAGGAAAAAAUGUUGUGCAUACAAAACAAUUCUCACUGAAGAGACCGAUUGUAUAUAGUGCUUUAAUUCGGGAACUAAACCUGUCUUAUUAUUAAGAUACUUUGAUUUACAAUUGUUUUUCUAAUGUUAGUAGUGAAAUGUGACCAGGAUAGAAGUAAAGGAAGGUUGCUGAUUAGAAUGCCUAUGAACAUUCUGAGUAGCAUAGAAUGAUGUGAAAUAUAUUUUUCAACCCCAUCAACUCUUUGAUUUUCUGUGACUAAUGAAUUGUAGCUAAUUACCAAGGAAACACUUUCUCAAUUGUUCUCUGUUGUAUGCAGCAAUGAGGGUUGUUUUGAAGAAUAUGAUGAACCAAAAAGCUGCAAGCAAGUUCUUUUGUAAAUUAAAUGUAUACCACAUACUGAUUCAUUGAGUCUUUUCAUAACUGCAGUAGAGAUGUAGAAAUGGGCAAAGUUGGCUAAAAACCAGUAUAGGCACUAGUGAUAGACCAAUUAUUGGUUCAGCCAAAUUUUUUUUUUUUAGAGCCGAUAUUUGGCACAUUUCUGGUAAUUGGUAUCAGUCUUGUAAUUUACUGAUAUUACUUAUAGCUCUUCCAGUCACUGCAGUCUUUCACAUCCAUAAACUGAAGCCGCCAGCCAAUGAGAUGCCACUACGACCUCAUGUCACUCUUCCUCCCUGUAAGUCUCCACAUACGGAGCUCCACUGAAGUCAUGAAGCUAAAAUAUUGAAUAAUCGACUGUAGGGCUGGUUUCCUGUGAGUGAUAGGAAUGUGAUUUGCUCUCAGCAAUCACACUCCUAUCAGUAACAGCACUAUGCAUGCUUGGAUCUUUGAUCUCAGCAUGUACUGGCUACUUGAGAAUGAUAGGAGCGUGAUUGCGGUCAGCAUGUUCAGUUAAUGCCAGAUUUGUGUAGAAAUUGAUUCCUUUUAUUAAACGGAUAAUAAAGGAAUCAAAACUACUUUUAGCUUAAAGGAACACUGUAAGGUCAGGAACACUAACAUGUAUUACUGACCCUAUAGUAGUAGUAUCACCAUUUAGGUGGCUUGCUGAAUUAUUGAUGUAUGCUAAUCCAAUGCUUUCACAUAGAAUCAGUGCAUCUUUAUGGGUAAAGUUUAGCGCUGAAUCUCACAUUGUGUAGCACUGCCCCAGAAAGCACCUCCACUGGUCAUUGAAGGUUGGCUUUAAAGAAACACUAUGGAGUCAGGAACACCAUUAUGUAUGCCUGACCCUAUAGUGUUAAAAACACCAUCUUGCUCCCCCCUAAUCCCCUAAAUAUAUAGCAAAGGAGAAAAGGCAGUGUUUACAUUACUGCCUAGGGACACCUCUAGUGGCCACUCAGAUGGACACAAGAAGUGCUUCCUGGGUGUGCAGCACUGUCGUUCAGCACCUCCAUGCUCUCCAUAGAGAUGCAUUGAUUCAAUGCAUUUCUUUUUGGGAGAUUCUAAUUGGCGAAGUGGCAUUUGGGCCUGUCCUUUGGCUGAGAUCCUCAGAAAUGACAAUCUCAGCCAAUCAAAUGCUUUUAUAUGGGGGCAGAGCCUGCUUCAGCAGAGUGGAAUAAAGGUAAGAUUUUACUAAAUUUAGGGGGUACAGGGGAAAGCAAUGUAAUUUGGUGAGAUCAUCAAUUCUGUUAGCCAAGGAGGUGGCUCGGGAGCAGGGCCAGCUAAGUGUUUUUAAAAAAACCCAAAACAUUUAAAUAAGGGUUGGAGUAAUUGCUUUAUCAUAUUACUGAAUUUUUGAGGCCACACUGCAAUGUUGCUUGAAUUACCAUGUUUUGGCCAGGCAGUUGAUAUAUAAUCUUUGUGAGAUUGCAUGUUGUUUCCCAGAGAUUUUACCUAUACCCUAAUUACACACAUCCUGUCUGUAGGAGCACAAGGUUCUACAGUUCUCCAUAUUUGGUUCUUAACUUAGCAAGAUGCAUUCUGGGUCACUAAUUUCAUAAUCUUUGUAAUGUAACCAUUGGUCUUGAGGACUCCUAGUACUCCUAUCCUAGUGGUGUAGUACUUAAUCAAGCUAUAACUAAAGGGACACUAUAGUCACCAGAACAACCAAAGCUUAUUGAAUUUGUUCUAGUGAGUAGAAUCAUUACCAUCAGGCUUUUUGCUGUAAACACUGUCUUUUCAUAGAAAAUGCAGUGUUUACAUUACAGCCUAGUGAUAACUUCACUGGCCACUCCUCAGAUGGCUGUUAGAGAUCCUUCCUGGGUCAUGGCUGCCUAAAAUGCAUCCAAACAUUCAGUGUCUCCUCCCUCUGCAUGCAGACACUGAACUUUCCUCAUAGAGAUUCAUUGAUUCAAUUCAUCUCUAUGAGGAGAUGCUGAUUGGCCAGGGCUGUGUUUGAAUCAUGCUGCCUCUGCCCCUGAUCUGCCUCCUUGUCAGUCUCAGCCAAUCCUAUGGAGAAACAUUGUGAUUGGAUCAGGCUACCACUUCUGAUGAUGUCAGCAGACUGCUUGUUUUUUUGAGUCUAAAAGCAUGCAGAGUUACAGCUUCAGGCUCGAAUACAGUAAGAUAUUUACUAUAUUUAGGGAGGUAUGAGGGGCCCAAGGGGGGCUAGAUGGUGGUUUUAACACUAUAUGGUCAGGAAUACAGGUUUGUGUUCCUGACCCUAUAGUGAUCCUUUGUUUUUCCUAUCCAUGCUUUCAGGAUUUGAAAUAUUACCAUCUCAUAGCAAUAACACAAGUUUUUGUUUUAAACUUUCACUAUUACUAUUAGUACGUUGGUAGGGCAGAACCAUGAUAUUAACCCCACCUAUUCUUUAUUUCUUUUGGAAAGGGAUGAUUUAAAAAAAUUAUAAAAAAUAUAUAUAUAUAUAUUAGUCAACAAGUGUUGUAUGGUAAUUCUAGGCAAGAUUAAAUGAUAUGAUGAGAAACACAAGCAGUUUCUUAUACUAAAAGGUGUUCUAUAGGUGGUAAGCCUAUAUUGAAGUGGAGCGCUUAAAGAAAGAUAAAACGCUUACCUCUCAAUAAUACAAUACAGCUGGGGGUAUAUCAUCAAACUGAGUACAUGAAAUGUAGAAGCAUAAAAAUAUAGUGCAGUUGUUAUGUUAUAGAUAGUGAUUUUUAACAAGUCACAUGGCCUGUAAAUAACUGGCUCAGCAGACAACACCUUUAUGCUCUUAAGGGCAGCAUCACACCCCUCCUGGAUUAAGGACAUAUCUACUCAAGAUAUAUAAGAGGAAAGAGAGAAACAUGCAAUAGUGUAGAUUGUCAUUUUUAUUGUUUUUUUAUUCAACACACACACACACACACACACACACACACUAAGCUCACCUUUGGCAGAGCCUUACAUUCCUGGCUCUGAGGUAGGAAGGCUGGGUGUCACUUUAUGGGGUGACACAUUCCCUUUAGAUGUACAGAAGCCACAGAACCAAAACGGGACACAGAGUGAAUCCAACAAAAACAAUUUAUGGUGUAUGAACAAAAUAAAUCAUUCAAAUAUAGAAUUAUGAGAAAUCAUAAAGCAAUAUAAGCAACUGAAUUAACAAUGUGAAGAAACAAUACAAUUUGCAGGCAAGCAAUGAGAGAUAUCUCAAGGGUAUUAACCGUGGGGUGCCCUGGUGUGUGACACAGCGCUUAUUGGCCACUAUUCCACGGAAGUCAAGUUUACGAGUCAUGUGGGAAACAGUGAUUGAGAAAACUUUACUGAUAGUAAGUGUCAACACGUAUAACAUUAACAUUACAAGGUAUGAUCACAAAUGGCAAGAUUGUGUGGGAUCUACUCCACUUGUUAAAUAGGUUAUCAUCUGUGGGUUGAUGGUUGAGAAUUAUAAUACUAGAAAAGAAUUAUUUGACUUUGAAAUGCACUCGACAUUCGCUCUACGUCAGGAUUAGGUACGGGCCUUUGGUACACAGAUAAGAAAGAUGUGUGCAUGUUAUCUAUAAUGAAAUGAGAGUACAGUGCCAAUGUCUGUCAGAGGAAGAAAUGAGCAGCUGGUAAAACAGAAGUGCAUUGUAGAGUACAUCAAGUAUAUGGGGAGAGUAGAUUUGGCUUAUGAAUGUAUACAGUCUUAUUUGGUCAACUGAAAGACUAGGUAAUGGUACAAACAAAUUGCCAUCUACUUAAAGGGGACACUAUAGUCACCUGAACAACUUUAGCUUAAUGAAGCAGUUUUGGUGUAUAGAACAUGCCCCUGCAGCCUCACUGCUCAAUCCUCUGUCAUUUAGGAGUUAAAUCCCUUUGUUUAUGAACCCUAGUCACACCUCCCUGCAUGUGACUUGCACAGCCUUCCAUAAACACUUCCUGUAAAGAGAUGUUAAUAGCUUGUUAGACCCUGCAAGAGCCUCCUGUAUGUGAUUAAAGUUCAAUUUAGAGAUUGAGAUACAAUUAUUUAAGGUAAAUUAUAUCUGUUUGAAAGUGAAACCAGUUUUUUUUUUUUUCUUUUCAUGCAGGCUCUGUCAAUCAUAGCCAGGGGAGGUGUGGCUAGGGCUGCAUAAACAGAAACAAAGUGAUUUAACUCCUAAAUGACAGGGAAUUGAGCAGUGAAAUUGCAGGGGAAUGAUCUAUACACUAAAACUGCUUCAUUUAGCUAAAGUAAUUUAGGUGGCUAUAGUGUUCCUUUAAGCUAAGUUGCAAUUUUUAAUUCCUAUGUAUUCCUUUAUACAAAUGCAGCCAAUGGGAAGUCACCCAGAAAAAAUAUUGUUUCUACAAAAAGGGAGUUUGAAAGGACUCUAGUUAUUAUAAACCCUUCCUGCCCAUCUCUACCUGCUCUCUGCAUAACAGACUGUUUAAGAGUGUGAACUAUUGAAUCACUUUGUUAGAUUGAUUAUUCUGGCUUCCUGACCUCGACUUGUCUUUAUUAAUUUAACUGUUUAUACCGACUUAUUGGCUUGUACCAACUACUCUUGACUUCUGGAUACCCCUGGCCAUUGCCUGUCCCUGUUUACAUUCAGCCAAGCCAUUAUAAAGUGGGUACAACAAACAACUCAAAAUACUCAAUUUUCUUUCCUGGUCUGCCACGCUGCCUCAAAAGCAACAUCUUUGUCCCUGUAACUUCUGAAAAAACUGGAAAGCCAGAACAUGGGGGGGGGGAAUGGGACUGUUAAUGUAAUAAAGCCUCAAUAUUUUACUUAGCAUUGUCUCACCAAUGCACAUCAGAAUUAUGAAAUAUCCUGAGAAAAUUGAAUUCAUAUGUUUAAAAAAAAAAAAAGUAAAACUUCUAAAUGUGACCUGUAUUUGAGAUAAUGUGGCUAGACCAAACAACUAAAAAUACACCAUUCGGAAAAGUCUGGCUUGCCUACUGUGACGGAGCACCUCCGCCCAGUCUGCUUCCUUGCCGCUAGCAGGGACCCUGGAACACUUCAGACCCCAGUUGCCAAGGCUUGACUGCGGUCCCUCUGGAGCUUUUCCACCCGACUAGGCUGUACGUUGCAGCUUUCCUUUCAGGCACGUAUCGUCCCCUCUGCAGCUCGGCUUAAAGUGUUUGCUAUUGCCUUUACAAAAGAACUUGCGUCCCUCAGGCUUAGCUCAGGGCUAGAGGGACCCUUCAGCUAGCAAACCGGUCCAAGGACUCUGUCACUGGGAUCCCUAAAAAUCCACACAGGACACAAGUUCCAAAAGGAAUAAACAUACACAACUUUUUUACUUGGGACUAGUCCAUAUAUUCUAUAUAAAGAUUACUGUGAAUACUCAAUAGAAAUACAAACCGUCAAAUCACAUUAGACAACAUACAGGAACUUAUAAUAACAUAAUGACAUAUGUAUAAAUGGGUGGGAAAGACCAUAAUUAACACAAAACAUCUCUCCUGUCUGCAGAAAUAGCAAUAUGCAAAUUAACUGAAUAUGCAAAUUUGCAAUCCUUGAUAUUCAGGUAGUACAUACAGUAAUUGCAGCAAUACAGGAGUAACUAGCAGUACAUGAGAGCACACUAACAACGCCAGACAGAGUGGCAUUGAAGAGGGACUAUUGUAAGGGCAAUUGCAUUAUAUAGAGGGGGAAUCCACAUUAGAUGUAUAAAUAGCUAAUACAGCUAAUAAUAAUGUUGUGCAGUAAAGAUUUAUUCUACCCCCUACAUUCAGACUAGACUAAUAUCUGGGGGGAAAGCUAUAAUCACUGCUGCUGUACAGGAGAGAAGGCAUCCAGAGAAGCGCUAUAACCACUGUAGCCUUGUCCAUGGAACGUGAUCCCCUGGUAGCCGUAAAUAAGCAAGCCUAACACAGAUACUCAGCUGGGGUACAGAAGCUACAUUACAUUUCAAAUAUUUGAUGAGAAAUGAAAGCCCUAUUUGUCAUGAACGAAAUUAUAUAUACGAAGUGUGGCUGCACUAAAUAUGAAAGCAGUACAUUAAAUAUUGUAAAGCGCUAUGAAAUCUGUUGGUGCUAUAUAAAUGGCUAUAAUAAUAAUUAUGGUUGUACAAACAUACACUGAUCAUUUAAAACAUUAAACCCACCUGCCUGGUAUUGUGUAGGCCCCCUUGUGCCACCAAAACUGCUCUGAUGCACUGAGGCAUGGAUUCCACAAGACCUCUGAAUGUGUCCUGUGGUAUCUGGCAGAAGAUCCUUUAAGUCAUGGAAGUUGCCAGAUGCUUCCAUGGAUUUGAUGGAUCGAAUGAGAUCUGGAGAAUUUGGAGGCCACCCUCAAACCAUUCUUGAACAAUAUUUGCAGUGUGCAUUAUCGUGCUGAACAAGGCCACUGCCAUUAGUGGACACCAUUGUCAUGGAGAGAUGUACGUUGUCUACAACAAUCUCUAGGUAGGUGGAACAUGUCAAAGUACAAUUGAGAAAUUGUCACGAGCCAAGGUUUCCCAGCAGAACAUUGCCCAGAGUAUAACACUACUUUUGCUGACCUGCCUUCUUCCCAUAAUGCAUUCUCCUGUCAUCUCUUCUCAAGGUAAAUGACACAUGCACCCUACCAUCCACUUAAUCAUCCACCUGACCUAAAAUAAAAAAGGGAAUCCUUCUGCCAUUGAUUGAUGGCCAUUCUGUUUGGCUGGUGGCUACUGUGAUGCCCUGUGUGACACCUUUCUAUCAUGGUCAGCAUUAAGUUUUUCAGCAAUUUGAGCUACAUUACCUCUUCUGUGUGAUUGACCCAUCCAGUUAGCCCUAGCUUCCCAUGUGUAUCUACUAGCCUUAGGGACCCAUAACCUUGACGCUUGCUCACCAGUUGUCCUUUCUUGCACCAGUUUUAGUAGGUAUAACCACUGCAUACUGGGAACACCCCAUACAAGGUGUUUCGGAGAUGCUCUCACCCAGUCUAGCCAUCACUAUUUGUCCCUUGUCAAAGUCACUCAGAUCUUUUCGCUUGCCCAUUUUUCCAACUCCCAACACAUGAAAUUAAAGAUUGACUGUUCACUUACUGCAUAAUAUCACACACCUUGAUAGGUGCCAUUGUAAUGAUAUAAUCAAUGUUAAUCACGUCACCUGUCAGUGUUUUUUUUUUUUUCCCCCCAGAACUUGGGCAUUUGCCUCCUCUUAAGGGUUUAUAGACCCAAGAAUUUGUAUUUAGAUACUGUUUAUAUAGUCAUACUUCUUUCCCUGGAAAAGCACAUGGCUUCAAACAAGAUAUUGACAGGUAUACAAUCCGCUUUAUAUAAUAGGGAUUGAAAAAUAUUUCUAGCCAGUUUUCGAGCAGAAAUGUGUGGCCUAGCAAAGAAAUUUUGUUAUGUGGUACCAUGCAGUAUUUUGAAUGUCCUUUUUAAUUCAUGUAGAAGUCAGAUUGUUUUAGCAUUAGUCUCACUGCUCCAUAAUUACUCAGCUUUAACUCUAGGAGGUUAUAGAGGUUAAAUAAUGAAGUAAGUGACAAGAAUAAUCUUCCAGUCACAAAGCUUCUUCUGAUUAAAGGGCAUGGCAUCAGAGCAAGCAGCUUCGAGAAACCACCCUUGUCUUCGCAGCCUAAAGAUAGCAUUGGAUUCCUCCACACACAGCAUGGUGCCCUGGAGUGGAUUUACGUGCCAUUGCACAUUUCAAAGUGUGUGGAUGGCACUAAAGCCUAAAGUGGGCAAAAUUAUGUAUUGUACCUAUUUCUAUAUUUGCUAACACAAACUACGGAUAAAUAUUGCCAGUUGAAAGGAUGGGGAUAACUUAAACACUCCAUAACAGAGCUUUAUUAUUGCAGAGCUGUGUGAAACUCACACAGACCACGAAUGAAUGUGUACUUGCUGCAAAGUCUUGUGCAGCACAGACUCAGUAAGACUCUAGAUCUGUGUCCUGCUCGAACACAUUGCACAUAUGUGUUGACUGCAGCAGGUCUGAUACCCAUAUGCACAUAGCUGUGAAGAUCUGAUAUCCGCAUACUCAGAAUUUGUGAUUACUGUGGGGGCUGGGAGAGAAAAAUGAUCCAAAAACAUAAGGAAACUAAUGGGACACGAUAGGAGGUGUGAUAUUCUUCUCUUCUUUUUAUGUAAAAUUAAUACCUCCGCAGCAAAUGAAUUUUGCCAUUAUGAAUAUAAUUGAAUGUGUGCUCUUUAACGUCAAACUGCAGAGUCAUGUUAAUUUUGACAGGAGUAUUUAAAUACGUAUACCGGCAGUACACUGGGGUAACCUCCAAAGCAGAUAAGGUUAUUAGUCCCCCUCCUUUUUCACCUGGAGCACCUUUACUGAAAUCAGGACCCUCAAUACUCCUUUUAUAGCAUUGAUGGAUACCUUAUGAUUAUGUAAUGGAUACAAAAGAGACAAAGGUCAAAUACCCUGCUGAUGGACAUUUAUAAAGAUCUGUGCUUUUGACAAUACUGAUUCCAAAAUUCCAGUUUAAUUUAUACGUUAUGACUUCUAGAUAUAAUGUCCAAAACAGUAAAUGUUGAGAGUAUUACAUCCAUGUACCAGGUGUGGAGAAAGCUUAAUGUCUUCCACUAAAUUCAUGUGUUUUAACAUGCCACCCUUAAUCUUUUUAUAUCUUUCAGGUCAGCGUGUGUUUAAAAAAAUCUGUUAAUACCAUUAUCACAUUCAAUGACAUCAUCUUAAACUUCGUGUUAGCUUGUGCUGCACUAAAAACCAAAGCUGUAUUCCUAGCACUAUAGCUCUCUGCCCACCCCACCUCCUUCGUCAACACUGCAAGGGUUAAUAAACUCUAACUGUACUUACCCAAAAUCGGCAUUGGUUCGGUGCUCCGCCUACUCCAAGGUCACCCGACAGGGAACGCAAUAGGCCCUCUCCAUAGGAGAGCAUUACUACAUUGCUUUCCUAUGGGGUUUUGCUUGACUCUGCAUGCAGAGCGUGAGGACAUCUAGCGUCGGGCAACAAAAAGUCGCCUAACUAGAAGGAAGUGCCUCUAGUGCAGGUGUGCCCUAAAGGUAGAUUCCCAGAUAUUUUCAAACUACAACUUCCAUGAUGCUUUGUCAUUCUAAAGGCAUGCAAACCAUCAUGGGUGUUGUAGUUCUACAAUAUCUUGGGAUCUACCUUUAGGGCACACCUGCUGUAGAGGCUGUCUAACAGUCUUACUGCAAUACUUACCGUUGAAGGGUUAAGGGGUCAGGGACAUUGCACCCCGACCACUUAAAUAAGCUGAAGUGGGCUGGGUGCCUAUUGUGUCCUAUUUAAUAACUUCAAUUUUAGAAGCAAGCUGGAACAUAGUGGAAAGGACUUUAAGUACUUCAUCCUUUAAGGUUGUAGAUGGUAAAGAAAUGCAAACAUUACAUUACAUUACAUUGCAGCCUCCACAUGUCACAUGUGAUAAACCCAAAAUGCUUUAUUUGUGCUCACAUGAUCUGCAAUAUGAGAUUCCAUGCCCACAUUAUUUAAGUGGAUGACCAGCUCACAUCCAGGAUGGCAGCCACCUUGAGACAGAAGCAAGUUUAAAUGUAUUAUUUAAAUGAUUGGUUUGCUGGAAACUUAACUGACUUUUUUUUAGCAUAUAUGGUUGAGAGAGCAAAAAAUAUGUAGAAGCAAAGGUUAUUUUUGUAGUACAUUUUUCUUAAUUAUUUUAUUUCAAAAGGCAUACAUGCAGCAGUAUGUAAAAUACCAGUGCAAGAUAUAUUGGCAUAGUAUAAGCAACAGUUUCUGUACCCAAUUUAUUAAUAUUUGUAGAAAUAUUAGUGUGGGAACUUGGGCAUGAUAGUAUAGACCUGAAAGUCUACAGUGAACAUGUUCAUUCAAAAGGCAAUCUGUUUCUUCCCCCUGCCUUGAGUAUACCCAAAGGUACGAAUAAAAAUAGUCAAUUUACAAAUAAAAAUAAGUCUGUGACUUCAGUAUAAGUUACUUUGACCAACAAUUCAUCACUGUUGAAGGUGCUUGUUAACCCUAUAUGUGUAAUAGAAAUAAAAUAUCUAAAAUAUAAUAAUCAGGGAACCAAAUAAAACCACAUGGAAAAAGGCUAGAGGUUGUAUAAAUCUGAAUACCUGAAGAUUCCAGGUGCGACAGAAGAGGACUAAAGGCUUCAGUAGACUUCAACAGUCCCCUUGAUAUUGUCGCAGGUUCAGACAGCUUGGAAAAAGGCAGAUUUUGCCAUGGAGGUUAAUUUAUAGGCAAACGAGUUGGGUCCAACCUGUAUGCUAGUAUCCCACAGAAUCUUGAUUGUCUUCACAUGUAGGUGGACAUAAAGGAACAAAAGAUGGCGUCUCUCAAAUAGGAAGGUAUUUUAUCUCUGAUCACCUUCAAUACUGUGCCUUCUCACCAAAUUUAGUUGAUUUUUGGAAGACCAUGACUUGCAUUGACCUCAAGGUUUUCAAUUUGAUGAUGAAGUAGAAUAGUCGCCAGAUCAGGGCUGCCACCAGAAAUUUUGGGGCCCCUAACUGAGCUCAGGGCCUGGGCCCCUGGGUGCCCGCCUCCAAAACCUCCCACAGAGACCGCCUCCAAAUCCCGCAAACAGGAAUACACACAGACACAAACACAUUCAGUGAUACAAAAGGACACAGAUACACACACACACACACACACACACUGAUACAUACUAACAGACACACAUACUGAUACGCAUAUAGGCAUACAUACUGACACACAUACUGAGACAUACAGACACACUGGCGUACAUAGUGACAGACACAUACUGAUACGCAUAUAGGCAUACAUACUGACAUACAGACACAGGCAUUCAUAGUGACGGACACAUACUAACAUACAGACACUAACAUCCAUACAUACACACAUUCAUUCAUACAGACAUACAUACAUUCAUACAGACACUGACAUCCAUACAUGCACACAUUCAUACAGACACUGACAUCCAUACAUACACACUUUCAUAAUGACAUGCAGACAUACAUACACUGACAUUCAUACACACAUAAUGACAUGCAUAUAUACAUACAUACAGACAUACAUUCACAUACACACACAGCUCAUUUUCCAGCCACCCUCCUGUCUCUUACCUUGUCUUUGCAGGAGGGUGGCUGGGGCUGAUGGGACUGGGAGUUGGCCCUAAGUGCGUGGGCCACCCGAUGGGCCCCAUCAGCGUGCGGGCCCCGGUGGAACUGCACCGGCGGCAGUUCUGCCGCUAUACGUGGGGCCUGGGUGGCCGGGCCGGUGACCACCGUUAUGGUUGUCACCCCCUGAUGGCGGCCCUGCGCCAGAUUAUGAGGGAGAUUACCCAUCAUCAGAUGUUUGUACUAUGCCUAGUGUCAUGAUAUUUUUUCCAUCCAAGACUUUAAUUUUGGUCUUCAAUAUCUGUUGAAAGCAGUGGCGUACAUACCAGGGUCGCAGGGGUCGCGGUUGCGACCGGACCCGGCCGCCCCUGCGACCCGGUAUGUACCCACAAGGCCAGCCUCUUCCCCUGGGGGGCCCAGUGUUAGAGUGAGUGUUAGAGUGAGUCUUACUGAGUCUGUUUGAUGUCUGUUAGUGAGUGUGUGUUUGUCAAUGAGAGUGUAUGUUUUGUAAGUGAGUGUGUAUGUAUGUCUGUCGCUGAGUGUGUCUCUGUCAGUAAAUGUGUGUCUGUUAGCUAGUGUGUAUGCGUCUGUAAGUGAGAGUAUGUGUGUCUUCAGCACUUACCUUAUCCCUCAGCCUCUCAGCUCCGAAUGAGACCGCGCACGCAUUCAAACCGCCCAUAGGAAAGCAUUACUCAAUGCUUUCCUAUGGACGUUCAGUGUGCUCCUCUAGCGGCUGUCAGUGAGACAGCCACUAGAGGCUGGAUUAACCCUCAGUGAAAUAUAGCAGUUUCUCUGAAACUGCUAUGUUUUCAGCUGCAGGGUUAAAACUAGAGGGACCUGACACCCAGACAACUUAAUUGAGCUGAUAUGAUCUGGGUGUCUGUAGUGGUCCUUUAAAGGACCACUAUAGUGCCAGGAAAACAUACUCUUUUUCCUGGCACUAUAGUGCCCUGAGGGUGCCCCCACCCUCAGGGACCCCCUCCCGUCCAGCGCUGGGCGGAGAGCUCUCCUCCUCCGAUCCUCCUCUUCUCCUCCCCGUCGGCAAGAGCUGCGCGCGCAUUCAGCCAGUCACAUAGGAAAGCAUUCAUAAUGCUUUCCUAUGGACGCUUGCGUGCUCUCACAGUGAGAAGCACGCAAGCGCCUCUAGCGGCUGUCAAUGAGACAGUCGCUAGAGGAAAUAGGGGAAGGCUUAACCCAUUCAUAAACUGCUAUGUUUAUGAAAAAAUGGGUUAGCCCUAGCUGGACUUGGCACCCAGACCACUUCAUUAAGCUGAAAUGGUCUGGGUGCCUAGAGUGGUCCUUUAAGUGUGUGUGCAUCUGCAUGCACUGGCGUACAUACCGCGGUCGCAGCCCUGUAACCCCUGCGACCAGGUGCCCACCGCCAUGUGUUGCGGCCCGGCCCGCGGAUCAAUUUUUGCACCGGGGCCCCAUGGGUCAUGCGUACGCCACUGGUUGAAAGUUUGUAGCUGUGUCACUUGUUCAGCUGUUCCAAUCUGGAGUUGAGUCACUGUGGGAUGGAGGGGGUGGCGGCAUCUUUCCUUAUUUAUUUUACUAAAGCGUACAUAUUUGCUAGCCAAACACCAUCUCUUAUAUGAGGUUGGAUACUCUUAUGUGGAUAAUGAGAAAUAGGGAAAUCUGUAUAUUUAGACAUGAACUUUCAAAGGAUCAUCAUUGCCAUGCACAAAUGAGUCUAAAAUAGGACUCAUUCAAGAGGUAGCAUUACAGUGAUUAGAAUAAAGUGUUAUACAAUCACAGCUUGAAAGAGCUUUCCUUAAAGGAACACUACAGACACAAAGCAUUUCAGCUUGCGUAACCACUUAAGGACCAAACUUCUGGAAUAAAAGGGAAUCCUGACAUGUCACACAUGUCAUGUGUCCUUAAGAGGUUAAGUGCUUUAUGUUGCUGGAGGAUGUAAUGUAUUUCAUCAGAAACCUGCAACUUCAUCAAUCAAUCAAUGCUAAGUGACACCUAUGUAGGUUUUCUUCUGCUCCCGGUAUCUCUGCAGAAAGAAAUUACACGCAGGUAUUCUUUGAGGGUAUAUCUAUUUAAGGGUGAUAUAAAAAUUAGAUAAUGGAAAAAUAACAGACUUCUUACAUCUACCUCUGUUGAAAUGGUUGUAAGAAUUUUUGUCAGGUGUAGUGGGACAUACAUGCAAAUUAUCGAAUGUAGUGCUGGGUCUGUGCUGAUGGCUUAGUGGAUCUGUGAUUAUUAUUUAUAUAGCGCCAUCAGAUUCCGUAACGCUGUACAAUUGGUGGACUAACAGACAUGUAAUUGUAACCAGACAACUGGACGUACAGGAAUAGAGAAGUGGAGGGCCCUGCUCAAUGAGCUUACAUUCUAGAGGGUUGGUGUAUAUAUCAUAAAGAUUAAUCUAUUGAGUUGAGCAGUGAUCUUGCAGGGGCAUAAUCUAUACAACAAAACUGUCUAAAAGGGACACUCCACUGCCCAAGUACAAAUUAAAUAAAAAUCACUGUUUAGCAGACAUGCCCCAAUGAAAACAUGCAUGCCUUUAAUUAUGCAUUUUUUGCAUUGGGAGUAUAUAUAAAAACAGCUUGCAAAACCUGAAGUUCUCUGGUCUGAAGCCUUUGCAAGCCCUCCCUAACCCAGCCCAGACUUUCUGUGGCUGUCCAAUCACAGACAUCCCAAUGGAGCUCAAUGAGAAGUCUUUGCAAGGCAGGUACUCUGGGUAAUUGCUGCCUCUUGAGUUUAGCUUCACUGAGCUAACUAAAUCAGCAAGUGACAUUACCUGUUGUCUGCUUGAAAGUGAAAGGGGUGUAACCAUUUUAACCAAUUUAUAAAAGUGUAAAUUUCUAUUGAAAUCUGCUCUUUAUGCAAAAUAGGGGGGGGGGGAAGGGUCUGGAAUGUCCCUUUAAGCCACAGUUCUUUUAGUGACUAUAGUGUCCAUUUAAGAAACUGCAUGGGUAAUGUAUAAUCGUGCAUGAUUAGUUGGUUAAGAUCCUGGCUUUCCCACUCCUUUUUGUUAACUUGUACAUUAGAGUUACUCCAAACAACAGUAUCACUGUAGUGUUUAUGAUGCCAGGAGUACCUUGGACCAGUUUCCUAGUAAAGGGGCAAACCACUUGGCAAUGGUGUGCCCUUUCCUGGUUCCCCAGUGGACUCCAAUGCUCCCUAGUGGUCUGGUGACAUGAUCACUGUUUCUGCAGAGCUGCGGCAGUCGCAGUUCAUUGUCUGAAAGUGCCAGCUGACCUUUCUCAGCAAAUUAAUGCUAUUAAAAAUUGUGCAUAAAAAAUUACAAUACAAAACAAAUGCCAUGUUGAGUGCAAAGUGCUAAAUGAUGAGAAAUACUAUUGUUUUGCAAGAUGAUUACUAUUUAUUUAUUUUUCUUUAAAUCUCUUUACCCUGACUAGCACCUACUUAUUCCCCGCUCCCCGAUUUCCCCCCCCCCCGAACUUAAAAAAAAAAAUAAAAUAAAUUUUUUUAAAUCACGCAAUGUUUGAUCUACGUACAAAUUUGUUUAAAUGUUUUCUUAGCAGUUUUUUUUAGUAAGCAGGCUAUUAUAGUAGAUUGAUUGUGCACUGUUUUUCAUGCAAUAAAGGGUAAAAACAACAUUGCUCUGAAACAUUUCUCUUUGCCAUUCUAUGCUGCUUUUAUAUCUGCAGUGCUCACUGGGACCAAUUUUAUUGGUAAUGUAAAAAACCCCAGGGUACACAAACUGGAAAUGCCUCAUCUCCAUGUGAAAUCACUGGCUGACACUGUCUCUGCCCCUCUUCUGUAAUUAAAAUAUUAGUUAAAUAAAUAAAUUACAGUUACAAAUAAAAUAUACUUAGAUCAUAUAUAUUAUAUAUAUGAUCUAAGUAUGUGUGUGUAUAUAUAUAUAUAUAUAUAUAUAUAUAUAUAUAUGAUAUACGAUAUACAAAAAUGAAAACAGGAGCACUCAUCUUGAUAAAGACUCUGAAGGGUCGAAACGAUGUAGAGGUGGUGAUUUUUUUGAAAUAUAUUUUGGAAAUCCAAGAGAGUGCUCCUGUUUUAAUUUUUGUUUAUACUAUUGCUGGGAAGCACCCGGGUACAAGUUACAGGUGUGUGUGUGUGUGUGUGUGUGUGUGUGUGUAUAUGUAUAUUAAUAUCAAAAUACACGUAGAAGAAUAUUGGUUUUAUAUAUAUAUAUAUAUAUAUAUAUAUAUAUAUGUAAAUAUAUAUAUAUAUGUAAAUACGUUAAAAAAAAUUAUACAAAUAAAUAAUUAAAAUAUGUGUGUAAUUUCGUUCUAACUGUAUUUUGAUAAUAUAUAUAUAUAUAUAUAGAUAUCAAAAUACAAACAGAAUGAAAUUAUAUAUAUAUGUAUAUAUCACUAUAUGUAUACCUAUAUAUUAAUAAAAAUAAUUAAAAAAAUAAAUAUAUAUAUAAUUUUACAUAUAUUUAUAUAAUAAUUUAACAUAAUUAGGUCCUUUAAUUAUAAUUUGCGGGAUCUGCCUGACAACCCAGGCCAAAAGUAUAGGGAAUUUAAUUUUCUAGCACUAUAUAUUUUAACCUAUAACUUUCCAUGACACCAUAAAACCUGUACAUGGGGGGUACUGUUUUACUCGGGAGACAUCGCUGAACACAAAUAUUUGUGGUUCAAAACCGUAAAAUGUAUUACAACGAUAAUAUCGUCAGGUUAUCAUACAGGUUUUAUGGUGUUUUCAAAAGUUACAGAGUCAAAUAUAAGGCUUGCGUUUUAGUUUUUUCACAUUAAAAUUACCCAGAUUAGUUAUGUUGCCUUUGAGACCAUAUGGUAGCCCAGGAAUAAGAAUUACCCCAAUGAUGGCAUACCAUUUGCAAAAGUAGACAACCCCAAGGUAUUGCAAGUGGGGUAUGUUCAGUCUUUUUUAGUAGCCACUUAGUCACAAACACUGGCCAAAAUUGGCGUUCAAAUUAGUUUUUUGCAUUUUUCACACACAAACAAAAUUUUAACGUUAACUUUGACUAGUGUUUGUGACCAAAAUGGGGGUAAUUCUCAUUCCUGGGCUACCAUACAGUUUUAAAGGCAACGUAACCAAUCUGGCGAAUUUCAAUGUGAAAAAACUGAAAAGUGUAACAUGCUAUAGUUGACUCUGUAACUUUCCAAAACACCAUAAAACCUGUACAUAAGGGGUACUGUUUUACACGUGAGACAUCGCUGAAUACAAAUUAGUUUUUUAUUGCAGUAUAAGCAAACAGUAUUAUGACAUUCACAGUUAGAAUGUCACGUAGAACUAAACAUUUUCUAAAAAUUCUUAUUUUCUCCCAUUUAAUAUUUUAUUCAUAUUAAAUUAUGUUUUAUACCUAAAUAUUUGAUGUUUCCCCUGAAUAAAAUGAUAUAUAAUAAGUGUGGGUGCACAUAAAAUAAGAGGCGAAUCACGCCUGAACAGACUUAUAGCGCAAAUUCAAGUUUUUGGUUACGUUUUGUUUUGAUCACAACAUGUACAUUUGGCUCAGUCCUUAAGGGGUUAAGAUGGCAGUGGAAGCUCAGCCUUUUGUUGAACCUUGCCUUGUGAUGUCUUUUUAUUGCUUUUUAAUAUCUGUAAAAUUCCAACGAGGUAAAGGUGAACAAUUCAUUAAAAAAAAUGUUUGGCUAUUUUGACCUUAAAUUUAAAAAUCACUUUGAUUUAACCUUGGAUUUUCACUUUACUGAAUAACCCUGUUUAUCUUUAUGAAAAGCUCAAAAAGUGAGCAGAAGUGCUUUGGGUUUUUGUAAAUAGUUUGACAAAGCCCAGAGGGACUCAACAUAUAGCACAAUAACCACUUUUAAGCAACAAUGAAGUUAGUGUUUUGCAUGUCCCUUUAAGUUGAGGUUAUAAAAAGUUAAAAUAAAGUAUUUCUUAUUGCUGAUAAGGUAUGCAGUGAUUUGCAUUGCAGUAGUAGGGGAUGGUCUCUUUUCAUCAAUUAUAAACCCUAGUACAGGGAUAGGCAACCUUCGGCACUCCAGAUGUUGUAGACUACAUCCCCCGUAAUGGUAGCAUCAUGGGAGGUGUAAUCCAAAAUCUGGAGUCUCAAAGGUUGCCUAUGCCUCAACUAGAGAAAUAAAAUACCAUGUAGAGAAAAGCUGCAGUUAUUUAUAACCAUUCACUAAGCAGAACCUACUCCUAAUGGCAUGUUUGACCAGUGCUGUUCGGUCGGUAUAUGUUAAUGGCAUUGUGGAAAAUGUCUGAUGUAAGAUGAUUGCUAAUGUUCUGUUUGUCUUGUACUGCCUAUUUUUUGCAGUAGAAAACCAUGGAGGAUCAUACGGUAACCCAAACAGAUACUUUGACCACAAUUGAAGCACAUACUGUGGCUCACACUGUAGCACACUCUGUGGCUCAGCAGGUCCAGCAGGUUCAUGUUGCAACAUACACUGACCACAGCAUGCUGAGCGCUGAUGAAGAUUCUCCAUCCUCUCCUGAGGACACAUCUUAUGAUGACUCCGACAUCCUAAACUCCACGGCAGCUGAUGAGAUCACUGCUCAUUUGGCAGCUGCAGGUAAGCACACAUAUGGGUUCACAGCAGAAGGAGUGGCAUGGCUCACAAUGCAUUAUCUAGUCUUCUUUUAUGUCUGUUCCAGAUGUUUCCUUUAAAUAUAUGUUGACUUGAACGUGUCAUGCCUUUCUCACACCGCUAUACAGCAUUCCCACAUGUAAACAGAGUUGUAGUAAAUUGAGAACUAAAUUGCACAACUUAGGCCCACAAAUGUGUAUUUUGAAAGAUCUUCCUAAAAAUUCUACUAUAGCCAUUUUUAAUUCACAACUCUUUGAUAAACUCAGUGAUUUGUGAAUAAACAUAUACGUGCAUGAAUAUGGCUCCAUCCACCGUUUUAGUUUAAAUUCUCUAAUGGUAAGUCUUGUAGUUUUAUAUAAAUAGUAUUAAACUUUAUGGUUCUCUCAAAUAGUGCCUCCCUUUCACAGUAGUUAUUUUCAUUAUCUUAAUGUUUCAAAUGCUAUGUUUCCCAUAAACCACUACUACACGGCUCUUCCAUUUGAAUGAGAAAAUACUGUGCAGAUGGCUUUGGAAAACCAAAGAUGUUUGCUUUUUUCUAGGCCUUGAUCUCAAAAGUGGGAGAAUAGUAAUUGGAGUGUAGGUGUAAGAUUUUAUUUAUUUAUUGAUUUUCCACAUAUAUGUUGGAAUCAAUGAAGAAUUAUGCAAAAUAUUAGCGCUUUGUGUAAAAUAUGUAAUUGCAUCAAGCAUAUAUUAACACACAAAAUACCAAGUAAGCUCCUUUGCUUUCUUGUAAAUAAAUCUAGCUUUAUUUAAAUUUGUCUUUUCGUGAAUUAGAUUUGAGGCGAGUUGAGGUAAACCAAAGGUAAAACGGUUGGUGAAUCUGACUGUAAGCAAAAGCCUUCUGUAUUAACAUACCUAAAGGCACAUGUUAGACCUUCUGUGUGACUUGAAAUUCUUGAAAUUACCAUUUACUAAUUGGGGACUGUAAAGGAACAUAUUUCUCUUCGGCCCUUCUAAAAUGUUAUCAUUAUUUAUUUUUUUCUCCCAUCACUUUCACUAAAGAGGAGGAUUCCUUUCUCUUCUAAUGGUCAGUGGUGGGAGUUACCAAAUAAAUUGAAAUGUAAUCUGGAUUAGACUACAGCUUCCACCACCAGAUCUAACCUAUCUUUUACUGCCUAACACAAACCUCCACACUCUUAGGGUCUCAGUAUGGGUAAAAGCCUAUUUCAGACAUUAAGGAUCAAUUAUCUAUCUAUUCCUUAAGGGACAAAAGCCUGCAAUUUGUGUAAUUACCAUGCAUGGAUUGCUUUAAUUAAUCAUUUCUUUAAAAAAAAAAAAAAAAAAGCUUAUGAUAUUCUCAUGUGUCCAGUCUGUUCUGAAAAACUGUAUAAUCUGUUAACACACCUUGAUGAUCUUGAAACAUGGUCCUACCCAACAUCUCACAUUCCAAUUAAUUUAAAGGAUCACUAUAGUCAACAUAUAAAAGUAAGAAAGACAGGUCCCCUAGCCUUCUUUCUUGCUUUUAUAUUAACUUCCCCUUAAUAAAAAAUAUUUUCGAGUCCUAAUUAUAGAUAAAACUUGCCUCCGUUCCAGCGCCAAAAUUCUCAGCAGGCCGCGCCCCCCUUUUCACCAAAAUGACAAAAUAGCAGGGCUCAAUCAGACGCUUCUCUUAGAGAAGCGUCAUCAUGAUCUGGUGCGCAUGCGUGGCUUCGCGCUGCACCAAUCACGUUUUUGAUAGAGCGGCAUUGAAUGCCGCCCUAUGGAUGAACACUGAGUGCUGUACCGCGCAUGUGCGUGGUAUGCACGUUCGCGUGCUGAGCUGACUGCCAGCUGAGCUCACUGUCUAUGCCCGCCCCCUCCUGCCACAACCCUCCAGCCCAAAGUAUACAGUAUACAAACACUAUAUAUAGAGGUAUCUCUAUAUAUAGUGUUUGUACACAAACGCACACAUUGAAAAUAAAUAUUGUUACACAUACACACUCUCUUUCUAUCUUACUUAUUUCUAUCUAUCCAUCUCUAUCUAUUUCUUUCUAUCUCUAUCGAUUUCUCGCACUCACCCACACACAUACUCUCUCACUCACCCGCCUGCAUGCUCGCACCCACACGCACUCACUCACCCACACGCACUCACUCACCCACACCCACAAAAUAAGUUUACUCACGGUUUGGAUCCUCGUGCUCGGUCUCCGGUCUUCUGCCUGUCAGCCAGAGCUGCUGUGUGUGCAGGAGAUCCUUAUCUCCCACACUGUUGGCUCUGAUUGCUGACAGGCUCCAGGAUUAACUACAGGCUGCCUCCUGUCUACUGAUUCACGUUUGAUGUAUUCACCCAAGUGUGAAGACGUCAGACGUGAUGAAUGCGAAUUAGGCAGCCCUGAACUCGGAAGUCCCUCUGGUGGCCGUCUGAGUGACUGCCACUGGAAGUGUUCCUAGCUUCCAAGGUAAACACUGUAUUUUCUCAGAAAAUACAGUGUUUACAUAAGAGAGGCUGCUGGAAACUAUAGUUCUCACCUGAACAACCUCAUUAAGCUGAAGUUGUUCAGGUGACUAUAGUGUCCCUUUAAAGGAGAAUUCACAUUUUAUUAAUUUUUGUAAUGGUGAGUGGAUGAACAGUUUGGAAAAAUAACAGAAAGCCAUGGCUGUGAUUAUGGUCUAAAUGUGGGUGUCAUUGAUUGGCUGUCGGUGUCUGAUGUCAUUCUCAGCCUAUCAGUGCUCUCCAAGCUUGGGUGAAAUAAAUAAUGCUGGAAGUGCAAGUUCAGCAAUAGCAGUACAAACUCAAGGGGUUGUGCCACAGAACAUGGGGUAUGCUUAGUGUGUGCCAAACCAUCGACAGGGAUGGCAUAUGUAGCCUGUUUGCAUGUUAACCAUUACAACUGGCUGUAGUAGUUAUGGUUAGAUUUGUCUGAUCCUGGGUUUUGGCACCAAUUGAUAUAGAUCCAACGUGAUUUUUGGCAUAUUCAAGGGAGCCCAAAUUGUUAUUUCAAGUGCACUUGGAGGAGCGUGAAUUCAGACACCAGACACCUGUUGGUAUUCAAAAUAAGCCUCUGUCAUUUAUUUUUUAGUAUGUGUUUUUAUACAUUAAAAAGUAAGUGCUUACAUGCAAAUACUCAUAGGACAGUAGUAAGAAGGGUGAAAGGAGUACAGAUAAGACAUAGGGAUGAACAUCUUUUAAAUAUAACAGAUAAGUUCCGAGAAAGAACAGACUGAUUUAGGAGAGACAGCUCAGGUGGAGGGUAUCUGCUCCUGGAACUGGACAUAUAUGGUCUUGAGUGUUGUUUUUAAGCAUUAAGCAUUUCCUCAGUCCAAGUUAGCCAAUUUUAAUAUAGGAUAUCUAAUAUUACACCUAUAAGCUUGAACCCUGGAAUCAAAGUAAAUUCUUUUACAAUUAGUGUCCCUUUAACCAUACUGUACAUAUUGCAUCAAUCAUUAAUAGGUGCAUGAAAUACCCAAUGCAAACUAAUAACUAAUAUAUCUAUAUAUACUUUUUUUGCAAAGCGUCUAUUCUCAUAACAUAAUUUAUUUGUAGUCUUAAUACAAUGUCACCAAUAUCCAGCAGAGGGCGCAGUAACACUGCACCCAAUGUUGGCGUAUAGUAAAUAAUUGAUCUAUCAUAUUUUUUCUUUAAUCCUUUUUGUUUUUUGUCUUUGUCCUAUGUUUUAUUGGGAGUUUGUGAAAUUAAUUUUACUGUUAUGGCACACAGUACAGUAUAAUGAACACAUUGUCUGUUUACCUAAACACAUUUCCAAUAUUGAAGUUUGCUUCCAAAAAAAUAUUAGUUUGGAUUUCUAAAUUAAUGUAAUAUAUAUUUUGUGCACUCCUUAAUGUUGUUGCCUUUAUUUGUUUUUGUUUUAUUGUUAUAUCACGUAUAUAUGGCUUGUAAUAAGUCCAGUUUUAAUUCUCCAAUUUUGAGCCCUGCACCUGUUAAUCAGAGUUGUGAAAGAUCGUACACGUUAAUCUCUAAAACAAACAACUGAGACCCUAUAGAUGUGUUACUUACCACACAGUGUUCUUUUCUGUUCAGGUCCUGUUGGCAUGGCUGCUGCAGCUGCUGUGGCUACCGGGAAGAAACGCAAGAGGCCACAUAUAUUUGAAUCAAAUCCUUCUAUACGCAAACGUCAGCAAACACGCCUACUGAGGUGAGCAUUGUCAAACAAGUAAAAAGGGUGUUAUAGAACAGGCCAUUGUGUCUCCACUGCCCAUCUACCAUGUACAGCAGUUAUGAUGUGUGCACAGCACUAAACUGUUAUGACCGCAAAUCACCUUGUGAAGAGUGAGACUGGGCCAUCUAUAUUGAGAUAUACAUGCGUGUGUCUGUUAGCGAAGCAGUAUAAAUAAAUACAUGAUCUGGUUAAUUUCAGAACCUGAGUCUUUUUCAUGCAUGUCACAUUUUAGCUGUUUGGCACUGGUUGUGUUUUGUUAAAUAAUGAAUUGCUUUAUCAGCACAAUGUAUGCAGGUUAUAGAUUGCUGAAUCUGAAGGAGAGCAGAAGACCUUGUUGAUAAUUAUCCAGUUGUUUGAAACUGGCAAUUAGUGGAGAUUUUAUUUGUGUUCUUGCAACAAUGCUGCUUCUUUCAGAUAGAUGGAUAGAUAUACUUGACACAGGUGCCUCAUUCCAGGGCCCUAUUUAACCUUUCCCUGCAGAGAGUCCCAGGAGGAAGGAUUUCCCAAGUAAGUGGAUUAAUCUCAUAAGAGCAGGCAUUAGGUUGCUAGGAUAGGACAUGCCAAAAAUGGGGUACAUUAGUGUUGUGGCAGUCUUAUACAAUGUAUGAUUAUAUACCGGAACUAAAUCCUGAAUAUUUUUGCCUAGGUUUUUUUUGUGUGUGUUAAAAUUCAACAUUUCAGUUCUCUCAGGGACUUUCUUCAUGAAAAAAUACAAUAGACAAAAACAACAAGGUGUGUGUGUGUGUGUGUAUAUAUAUAUAUGUAUGUGUGUGUGUAUAUAUAUAUAUAUAUAUAUAUAUAUAUGUGUGUAUAUAUAUAUAUAUAUAUAUAAUGUAUAUGUAGACCAAGUGGUCACCAGCAGCAUCUCCCUGAUCGUUGCUCUUUCCCCAAAAGUGCCAAAUAACACUAAAGUGCCUAGUGAUAUCUUAGAACCAAAUAAUUUGGGUAAGUGCUGUGUAAAGUGUGAUAUGCUGAGGUUACAUAGCUGAAAAGAGACUUGCUUCCAUCAAGUUUAGCCUUCCUCACUUCCUUUUCUGUUGAUCCAAAAGAAGGCAAAAAAACCCAAAAAAAACAGUUUGGAGCACUUGCAACAAACUAGGAAAAAAAUUCCUUCUUGACCCCAGAAUGGCAGUCAGAUUAAUCCUUGGAUCAAGCAGCUAUUACCCUAUAUUGAAAAAUUAUAUCCUUGAAUAUUCAGUUUUUGCAAGUAUGCAUCUAGUUGCUGUUUGAACAUCUGUAUAAAUGAUAUAAAUGUGAUAAAACCACUUCUUCAGGCAGUGAAUUCCACAUCCUUAUUGUUCUUACAGUAAAAAAAACUUUUCUUUGCCUUAGAUGAAAUCUUCUUUCUUCCAGUCUAAGGAUGUAUGUAAUGUAUGUGUAAAUAUGUGUGUGUGUGUGUAUACAUCUUUUAAUAAUUGCGGAGACAACCGUUCCUAACUAGUAAUCAUAAUAAAGAGCAGGGCUUACAAUUUGCACUCUCCGCUUCUGAGCGAACAUUCCGCUUUGGUGAGUACAAAUUCACCCUGGAUAAUGUGCCACGCACUCUCCAGGCUAGCAGUUGCAAGUAACUAUUUUUCAUAUAGCACCAACAUACUUUGCAGUGCUGUGCAAUAGGUAAAAUAGCCAACGAUUUACAAAACACAUGCCACAUGGGAACAGUUCAUGAAGAGGGCAAAGCUCAAACAAGCUUCCAAUCUAAAGGUCUACCUAGCUAGUAGAAUAUGGCUUUUUCAGUCUGAUACAGUGCUAAUUAGACUUUAUAUUUUAUUGUUUGAUGUAUCAUAAUUCCUUUAACCCCUUAAGGACCAAACUUCUGGAAUAAAAGGGAAUCAUGACAUGUCACAUGUCAUGUGUCCUUAAGGGGUUAAAUAAGAGAUUGUCAUUAUCCAUGAUUCUGUGAUGGAGAAGUUUUUGCUUUGUGGAUCACUAUUUUCAGCAAACAUGUUUGUCUCUGGAGAGACGUAGUUGUAUGAAAUAUUUCUGCAUUGUACAUAUGUGUGGUUUGUGGCAUGUUUUUAUUGCCAGCUUGUCUUUGACUGAAGUAAAUAAAUAUUGUUUUUUCAUUAACAGUGAUGUUAAUAUUUCUUCUAAGAUAUUUAUCUUAUUUUCUAAAACGGUCAUUGAUCGACAUGUAUCAUACAAUUAUAGGAAAAUUAUCUUUUUUUUUAUAUUUUUUUUAUUGUUGAAAAUUAAAGAUUAUAUAUAAUUCUUUUUAGUGCCACUCCGGUCUUACUCUUCCGCCGUGUAGGCUGCCAUCUUUUGUUGGAAGCAACAAAGUUCAAUUUUGUUAUGCUGCUGCUUGCGUAUCACAUCCGGUUUUGUGAACACUUCCUGACUCUUGAUUACCUAUGUUGUCAGUGUUUGAUUAUACUGUGCUUCUGACCAAAGCGCUUUUUGAAAAGACUGCACCAAUAGAACAUGUGUAAGCCAGGAGGUAUUUUGAAAUGGGAUAUUUACCUUUUUCAAUAUAAACUAAUACACACACUGUAACAUAUAUAAUCUUUUAUUUUUUAUCUUAAAAAAUUAAGAGAGUUUUCCUUUGAGUGUUUCUUUAUAAAUAUUUGUGAAAUUACAGCAUAUAAAGACUCAAUAAUUUGCAGGUACACACAUCCGUUUUUACCAGAUGUGAUUACAUAAUAAAGGGAAAGUGUCGAUUAAGGGGUUCAUUGUGCAUAAAGACCCUUCAAGUUCAGGUGUCUGCUUAGGAAGUGCUCAGUGGGGAGAGGAGAAAAGUUUCAACCAAUGGCUGAUGGGAAGUGGCAACACAGGGAAACAGAAACAUCUUGAAGCUUGGUGCUUUAACACAUUUUGUAAAAAAACUAAAAUGUUGUUCUUUAGGAGUGAAUCUAGCAAAUUUAAACUACUUUUUUAGCAACACCUAUAGCUGUGUGUGUGUAUCAUAAUUGGUUAUUUGGUGUGGAAAAAAAAUAGAUCAGGUAAAGAAAUAGAUUUUCUCUGUCUCUUUGGAUUGCUGAUGCAACAACACACUCUUACACACUGUUUCUUACGAGGCAUUCAUUUACAGGCCCUAAACAUUAUUUGCAUUGUAGCUGCCAUUGAAAACUUGUAGAGGUUGGUUAAGUACCAGACUACCUCAAUAGUGAAGAGUCUGUCCUUACCUUGUAAAACAUACAAAAUUUACCUUCAGUAUCCAUUUCUAAUAGAAACAGUCAAAUGAUAUUAUAUAUAUUCCUCUGUGCAAUAUAGCAAUGGGAAUGCCUAUAUUAAAGUCCCUUCACGUUUUCCUGCUGCUACAUCUUUUCAUUCAAUGCGUUACAUAAGAACACACACAUGCAAGUAUUAGUCUGCAAUAUGUCUCUCUCAUACCAAACUUAUGAAUUCCUUAAUUCCCAAUGAAUUUAAUGUCUUCUUCUUUUAAUAUUAUAUGACUUACUAUGGGUCAUUGAAACAAACUUUCAUAUGAAACAUUUUUUUAUUAUGUUACAGGAAACUACGGGCAACACUGGAUGAAUACACCACUCGAGUGGGGCAACAAGCUAUUGUCCUGUGCAUCUCUCCAUCUAAGCCCAACCCAGUUUUUAAGGUUUUUGGAGCUGCACCACUGGAAAAUGUAGUAAGUGGUUAAUCGUGGUCUCUUUUGAGAGUGCAUUCAGGGUUUGAAUGGUUUUUUGUUUUUACUUUCUGUGUGUCUGAAUUACAUAACUUGCACCAUUUAUUUUCAAACACUGUUGUUUGAGAGAUUUUAUUUUAAGAGUUAGGGUUUCAUUGAUAAAAUCUACUCAACUGGUCCUAACUACAUUCCUCCAGUUUAUUUUUAUUGUUCUUUCCAAGACUGGAUGAUCCAAUAUUUUCCUUGCAAAUGUGAGAAAUAAUUUAAACGAGCGUAAUAAUUCUCUAGAUUCUGUGACCUAAUUAAGAGCCAUACAUCCUUUAGUAUACAAAAUGUAUUCAGUUCUAUUGCCUUUUUUGAUACUUAAAUAUAUUUGCGUAGCUUUAUCUUAGGUAUAAUGAAUUAUGUGAAAGGAAAUUUCUGAGGCAGGAAGCACAGCAUGAGGGACCAUAGGAACCCCCUAACCCUCUCCCCCUUCUUAGCUUUCUGAUGGGGGGGUAGUAGUAAAUCCACGAUCACAUCCAGCACACACCAUCUCACAGCAUCUCUAUAGGAGACAUUCAGUGUCUCCAUGCAGAGAGUGGACUUAGAAAGCACCUCUAGUGGCUGUCCGAGAGACUGCCACUAAAGGUGUUUCUCAACACCAAUUUAAACACUGCCUUUUCUCUGAAAAAGCAAUGUUUACAUUGAAAAGCUUGUAGGGACAGGAAAAGAGCACCAGAACCACUACAAUAAGUGGCUUUUGGUGACUAUAGUGCCCCUUUAAAACAAUGCAUGGGGGAGAUUUAUCAAAGUAUUAUUAAACCAAUCCAGCUGGUGACAUUUUUGGCACCAGUUUCAAAGAAGAAUACACUCAGUCUCCCUACAAAGUCAUACCUCCCUACACUAUCAGACUCAGUCUCCUACACUGUCACACUCGCUCACCUUUCCACAUUCACCUCCCUGCUUGCCCUGUAACAGUCAUUUCUUAAAGACAGUCAUCCUCAUACACACACAGCACCUCCCACACAUGAAACACAGCCUUACCAGGGACCACAAGCAUCUCCCCCAAACAAAUAUGCUCCCAGACUUAAAACAUGAUCAGAGACAAACAUUAUUACACAUGGAUACUCACUUAAGACACACUCUUUGAGGUACACACACAUACAAAUACUAUACAUACUCUGUCAGAAAUGUAUAUAUUCGUACAUCAGUGUAUCAGUCUGUCUCCCUGGCUGUAAUAUGAGGAUUAUAUGGUAUAGACAAUCCCAUGGUAGAGUGUCAAUACAGCAAAGGACUGUUUUUGUGAAAAGCCUUUUUUUGGUUGGAGUAACCCUUUAAACGUUUCUUUCCAGUUAAUGCAUACAAUGCCAAAUUUAGUUGUGCUCAGAACACUCCCACAGUGACUGUGUGAGCAUUCACUUUCAGCACUCAGCAAUUAAAGGGUUACUCCAGCCUUCUUGACCAUUUUGGCUUUUAGAAGUGGUCAUGGAGCAAGUAAUCUAUAUGUGCAGCGUUUCUGCAUGAAACACUGCCUAUACAGAGAUUUCUGCACUUUUUUUGCCAGGCAUUUUUUUUAUAUUCUCUCUCUAUUGACCACUCCCACUCUCCCCUCUAUAUUUGACUAUUAAUAGUCUCAAUUUUUUUUAGACGAUCAUUGAAACAUCCUUAAUGCAAGAUGCAUAAAAAAACUAAGGAAGGGGUACAACAAAGAGGGCCUGUGUCCCAAAUGCAGCAGUGUGCACUCAGUGAACUUGGACUAAUGGUCUUUCAUUGAGAAAUCUUUCUGUAUAAGUAGUGCAAGUGAUAUCUGUAAAACUGUGUUGUUUUAACUAGUGUUCCUAUUGUCCCUCAGCACUUUAAUAUUCAAUGGUAUUACUUAAAGUUUCAUCAUCAUUUCAUGCAUGUCUAUUCAGUAGAGAUUUGAUAAUAUUUUUAUUUUUAGCUGACAGCUGUAGUGUUUGCCAGCAGAACCAGAGUGCCCCAGGGUAGUCAUGUUACUAAGCAGAAGGAGGCUGUAGCGUUCACUUCUCUCUGUUCACUGCUUACUUUCUCCCUCAGGUCCGCAAAUACAAGAGCAUGAUUUUGGAAGAUCUGGAAACUGCAUUAGCAGAACAUGCCCCUGUCCAGCAGGACAUCAACUCUGACCUGCCCCCUUUGACUAUAGAUGGAAUUCCAGUAUCUGUAGACAAGAUGACACAGGUAAUAGCAGAAUGCACUGCACUGCUUACAGACUGUCUUUGGCAUCAGUAUACCACCUGUCAUUGCUAAAUAAUAAUAAUCACAAUCCCUGUAAGUAUAGCACACACACACGUCUUAAGCCAUUCUAAAAUAAAUUGGUCACUUAUAAAGUUGCAUUUCUGCCUGGAAUCUAUUUUUAUUUGAUAGCAGAUGGUGGUUGUGUCAUAAUUACAAAAUCUUUUCACAGACCCUUUUAUACAUUUCCCCAAUAUUUCUGUAUGAAAUGUUGUAAUUGUCUGUGGAACUUAUAAAUUGGGACACUAUAGGAACCCAGACCACUUCAGCUCAUUGAAGUGGUGUGGGCACAGUGUCCCUAUUGCAUGUGUUGCUGCAAUGUAAAAAACUGCAGUUUUAGAGAAGCUGCAAUGUUUAUAUUGCAGCACUAAAAAAGCCUCUAGUGACUGUCUACCAGGCAGCCACUAGAAGCGUUUCCUGAAUGUUACCGGACUUUCGAUCCGUUAACGGACACUGGACUUUCUCGCGCUCUGCAUAAGGAUAUCCAGCGUCCGCUGAUUCCCAAUGGGAGUACAUUGAUUCAAUGCUUUCAUAUGGGGACGGCCUAAUGCGCACAUGUGAAUUAGUGCUACCUUGUUGAGCGGAUUAGGUAAGUAAAUAAAGGAUGUUUACCCUUUAUUUACCGCGGAGGAGGGGGGCAGGGGGAGCUAUAGUGCCAGGAAUCCAGCUUUGUAUUCCUCUUACUAAAGUAUCCCUUUAAUUGUUCUCUAAUUUAAAUUUUUUUUUUUUUAUUCAGUGUGAUAUACGUUUUUUUUUUUUUUUUAGAAAGUAACCAUGAGAGUAAAUAGCAUUUUAUUAGAUGGGAUUGAGAUUAACCCCUUAAGGACACAACUUCAGAAAUAAAAGGGAAUCAUGACGGAAUACUUCCGUUAUGUGUCCUUAAGGGGUUAAUGGUCUCAGCCAAUCUAUUGGGAGCAUGCGCAGCAAAAUACUGUUGCGCCAAUCAGAUGGUCUCUGAGACCAUCAGAUUGAAAUAGAGUUGCUAUUUUUAAUCUGAUUGAAAUAGCAGAGUUUUCAGCUGCAGAUUUAAAAUGGGGUUGAGUAGGAGUGUUUAUGUUCAAUAACUUCCUUAAGAUGUGUUUUAGGGCAGCGUCCUUAUUAAACUGACGAAUAUAUAUGUAUGUGUAUAUAAAUACUUCUACAGUAUUUUUACAUAAUUCUGUAAACAUUACAGCUUAUCUAGAAUUGCACUUGAUAACAUUUGGGGCCAGUGGCCAUUCCUCUACUGAAUUUUUAAACCAGCCUAUUUUAACAAGCUUUGGAAAUCUAGGGCAGAGUGUGAUUUCCUCUGGGAGAUUGCUGCACCAUUCAACCACCAGUAGCCUUUCAUCAGCCUGGUUCAUUAAAGGGAACUUGUUGCAAAGAGCACAGGUGUGCAGUUCACUAGAAUGGUAUGAGAUUCAAGUGAUAGGUCUUUAAUUGCCCUAUUCUCCACAGAUGUCAUGUGGGAGAUAAAGGUGUAAUUGUGUUAGGUGCUGCACUCCUAAUGCUGUGUUUGCAAUUUACAAUAAUACUGUUAUUGCAGCAAUAAUAUAUAUAAAAUAUACAUAUAUAUUGGGUUUCUAAUAGUGUUCGAUCUGGAAGUGAUCCAGGAUGUCUGAGAAGAUUUCAAUAAAAUAAUCUAAUAUUGGGCCAUUUUUGAGCAAAGUUUUAUUCAAAAUCUCUUACAAAAUAAUUUAUAGACGUGCACAAAUCCAUGUCAGGUGUGCUGAAUGAAUAGCAUGCAUGCCUGUCAUACAAUCGAUUGAUGGACGAAUUGAUUUGUUAGGCAAAUGUUAAUGAAUCUGUUCAUCUGUAGAUUGAUAUGCAUUUGGUUUGCUCAACGCACUGAAAAGUUUUGUGCACAAGCCUAAUAAUUAAUGAAUAAUUAGAAAUAAGUUUCCAUUUGCUGCAACUGACACUGGAAUGCGUUUCUGCCUGGAAUCUAUUUUUAUUUGAUCGCAGAUGUUGGUUGUGUCAUAAUUACAAAAUCUUUUCACAGACCCUUUUAUACAUUACCCCAAUAUUUCUGUAUGAAAUGUUGUAAUUGUCUGUGGAACUAGUUUCUUUUUUACAGUAGUUUUGAGCAAAGUUUUUUUCAUGUUUAACAUCUGAUUGAAAAUGAAACCAUUUUUUUCAUGCAGGCUUUGUGAGUCACAGCCAAGGGAGGUGUGGUCAUGGCUGUAUAAGCAGAAACAAAAGUGAUUUAACUCCUAAAUGGCAGAGAAUUGACCAGUGAGACUGCAGGGACAUAAUUUAUACACCAAAACUGUUUAAUUCAGCUUCACUUGUUUUGGUGACUAUAGUUUGCCUUUAAUCUAAAGUUACUUUGGUGGCUAUAGAACUGUUCUUUUAAUGACUUUAUUUUCAUGUUUUGAAGGAUAGGAAGCAAGUGGUAAGGACCUGUUUGUUACAUAGUAAUCCUGUGGAACAAUACUUCACAUCAGGGUGUAUUUGCUUUUUGACAAACCCGACCAUAGGCAGCUAUCUGUUCAAUUACCUGUUCUUAGGAAUCUCAAUAGGCCCAUUUAGGUUUGUGUGAGUGGAACCUAAUAAAACAUUUUUUGAAGGCAAACUUGAUCCCGUAGGGAUUAAGUGGCACACUGUCUUCCUCUGCAAGUAAGGUUAAAUAAAUAAGUUUGCUGCCAACAUUAAAGCCUUAAAGGAACACUGUAGGGUCAAGAACACAAACAUGUAUUCCUGACCCUACAGUGCAAAACCCACCAUUAAUCCAUGGAGAAAGCAUUGGAUUGGCUAAAAUCAGCGGGGGGGAGGGCAAACACCAUUUUGGCCAAUCCGUACCUCCUCAUAGAAAUGCAUUGAGUCAAUGCAUCUCUGUGAGGAAAAUUCAGCGUCCCCAUGCAAAGCGUGGAGACGCUGAAUGGCAGGGCUGCUUACUGUGCAGCACUGAGCCAGAAAGCACCUCCAGUGGCCAUCUGAGGAGUGGCCACUUGUAGGUGUCCCCAGGGGCAAUGUAAACAAUGCCUUUUCUCUGAAAAGACAGUGUUUGCAUGAAACUGCCUGAAGGGAGCUAUUAUACUCACCAGAACAAUUACAUUAAGCUGUAGUUGUUCUGGUGACUAUAGUGUCCCUUUAAAAUAAACCAUGAAAAUAAGUGCCCAUAUGAAGGGCUGAGCACAGGUCGGGUAUCCGGUAUUCAGAUUUCUAGAUUUUUGUCCUGCAGCUAAUUAGGAAGAUUCUUACAGUUGAACAGGUUUCAUUGUCACUGCUUCAGCUUCUGAUUGCAUCUCUGGAGAAUAAAUGUUAACAGGGGGUUUGAGCAUGUGAGUUCCAGUAAUUAUUUCCAUUCUUGAAACCGGUAGCACACAGAGAAGAAAUUUAACCAAUUGAUAGCCCAAAAAAUAUAUUCCUUUCACAUUUAGUCUCUCAGCUGCUCUAGAUGGUGGUUUGUGGUGCAGAGAGAACUCUCCGCUGUAAAAGUGACUUAUAACUGUAGAGAUGUGUAGAAAUCACAACACCUAUGAGAAAGCUGUCAAACAAGGAGCUAAAAUAUGUAGGGAUCGACCGAUAUUGAUUUUUUAGAGCCGAUACCGAUAUUCUGUGAACUUUCAGGCCGAUAGCCGAUAUAAUUUGCCGAUAUUCUGUACAUUUACCAUUUUGGAAAACAAAAACUAUUUCUAAAGGUAAAUGCACAAAAUAUACAUGCCACGUGUAGUGGAUGCAGUGUGACAGGGGAGCUGUGUGUGUUUGUGCAGUGGAUGCAGUGUGUGUUUGUGUAGUGUGCGUGUUGUGGAUGCAGUGUGUGUUUGUGUAGUGUGUGUAGAGGAUGCAAUGUGUGUAUUUGUCUGUGUGUAGUGGAUGCAGUGUGUAUUAGUGUAGUGUGUAUAUAAUGAAAGCAGAGUGUUUGUGCAGUGUGUGGGUAGUGUGCGUAAAGUGAAUGCUGUAUAUACUAAAUGCAAAGUGUGUGUAUAUAAUGAAUGCAGAGUGUGUGUGUGUAUUUGUGUAGUGUGUGUAUAGUUAAUGUAGUGUGUUUAUAUAAUGCAGAGUGUGUGUGUUUGUAUAGUGUGUGUAUAUAAAGCAGUGUGUUUGUGUAGUGUGCAUUAUAUACACACACUACACACACACUGCAUUAUAUAAACACACUACACAAACACACACUGAAUUAUAUAAACACACUACACAAACACACUGCAUUAUAUACACAGUGUGUUUGUAUAGUGUGUGUGUAUAUAAUGCAGUGUAUUUGUGUGCAUUGUAUACACACACUAUACAAACACACACUGCAUUAUAUACACAGUGUGUUUGUAUAGUGUGUGUAUAUAAUGCAGUGUAUUUGUGUGCAUUGUAUACACACACACUAUACAAACACACACUGCAUUAUAUACACUGUGUUUGUAUAGUGUGUGUAUAUAAUGCAGUGUAUUUGUGUGCAUUGUAUACACACACACACUAUACAAACACACACUGCAUUAUAUACACUGUGUUUGUAUAGUGUGUGUAUAUAAUGCAGUGUAUUUGUGUGCAUUGUAUACACACACACACUAUACAAACACACACUGCAUUAUAUACACAGUGUGUUUGUGCAGUGUAUGUGUAUAUAAUGGAGUGUGUGUGAGGGGGCAUUUUUUAUUAAAUUAUUAUUAUAUUAGUUUUGUUGUCCCCCCUCCCUGCUUGUUGCCUGGCCAGGGAGGGGGGAUAUAGCAGUCCCUGGUGGUCCAGUGGUAUUGGCUGAGCUUUGGGGGGGCGGAGAGCAAGCGCUUACUCACCUCCCAGCAGCUCCUCCAGCUCCCCAGUGCAACUCUCGCGGCCAGCGUGUCCAUGGCAACGCCCUGACGGCCGCGGGUCUCGCGAGAGUUACACUGGGGAGCUGGAGGAGCUGCUGGGAGGUGAGUAAGCGCUUGCUGCCCGUCCCCCCAGGACCGCCGGGCUUGUAAUGAGCCCGGCGGUCCUAGGAGGUAUUAUCGGCAAUAUCGGUAUCUGAAUUGGCCGAUACCGAUAUUGCCGAAAAUACCGAAUAUCGGCCGAUUAUAUCGGUAAAACCGAUAAUCGGUCGAUCCCUAAAAAUAUGUUCUGGGGUGCCUGUAGCAAAUUUCAUCCAAUUUAUGCAUGUACUGUAUUUGCACUUACAAAGCAGUAGUCCCCACCCUGUGUGAAAAGUGGGACUGUGGCUGGGGGAACUUGUUACUUAUCCCAUAAAGACAAAGCAAAAGAACAGAUAGGGACUAAUGUCAAAUGGAUGAUAUAUUAUAGAAUAAUACAAUAAUAUAGAAAAAGGGACACAGUCCGAAAUAUACAUAUCCUUUUUGCCAGUAGGUCUUGCUUCUUAAAAAAAAAAAAACAAAAAAAAAAACUUGUGUCCGUGGGUACAUGUAAAAGAUAGAAAGGGAAACCAAAAGUGCAAUAUUUCUCAAUAUGUGGAGAACACACAACAUAGAAAUGUGUGAAUUCACACUUCUAUGUAAUAGAGCUUUAAACCAGCUUUAGUAUAUAAUAGCGUGCAGUGUUAUGAUCCCCACUUAUUGAUACGUGUAUUUCAUUUGUAACUUCAGGUGAGACUCGGUGAUAAACAAAUAUAAAAAAACAAAAUACAAUAGUGUUUACAAUACUAAUACCUUAACUUAUAGGUGUGUGACAUAGUUGGCAAGAGCUUACAUCUCCGCUAACUAUUUCAAGCUUAGGGCGGUACAAUCUCCAACUUAAGCAGACCGAUUCAACUCUCUCUUCGACAUCACGAUUGUGAACAUGUAUAGUAGCUAAUCUUGCAUAUACAGAGUUAAAACGAAUGUGUACUCACAUAAAUAAUAUCAAAUAAAGGGCAGCUUUGAGGUUAGUAAAUUAAAGGGAUACUAUAAGUGCCAGGAAUACAAAGCUGUAUUCCUGGCAAUAUAGCUCUCUCUGCCUCCUCACCCACCCACUCAGUGAAUAAAAUAUAAAAAAAAACUUUGGUUACUUACCUUAACUCCGCGCCAAUGUCCCUGGCGCUGGUUCGUGGCUCCGGCGUCUCGCGAUGAUCGGGUGCUAAUGCACCUAUGCAGCAAAUGCCUCACGCAUUAGACGUCCCCAUUGAAUCAAUGCUUUCCUAUGGGGAAAAAAUCUGAGGCUGGAUGUCCUAUGCAGAGAGUGAGGGCGCCCAGUGUCCGUUACUGGACCAAUGGUCCCGUUAGGAUCAAAGGAAGUGCCUCCAGUGGCCUUCUUGGAGACAGCCACUGGAGACAAACUUAAUGCUGCAAUGUAAACAGAACCUGCAAUGUUCAACAUUGCAGCACUAAGUGCAAUAGGGACACUACCCAGACCACUUCAAUAAGCUGAAGCAUGAAUAAAAAUAAAAAAAAACAGCCAUUGUAGGACAAAUGGGCUAGUGGCUGGUGAGAGGGCCCCAAUGAAGACAGAGAAAAGCCUCUGAUUACGAGGUAGGGUGUAGAGUACAUCUCGGUGGAAAAAAGCCAAAAUCGCGGGUCACAGACAUCUUAGAACAGGACAAGUAAGGGAAAAAAACAGGACUUGAAGCUAAUCUGAUGCUCUAAAAUCGACAUCUAAAGUGAAAGAAUAAAAAUAACUUGCGUAUCAAUGUUACAAAUAUGGGAAACUCAAAAAGGCAUCUUAAUGUAAAAAGGAGAUAAAUGUAUAGGGAAAUUACUAAAACAUACAUUAAAAUAAAUAAGAUGGUUGAAAAAUAAUUUUAAAAAGAUAUAUAUAUUUUAAAUGUAAGGCAGCUAAAAGUACCCCAAAAAAAUCAUGGAGUAUAAAAUAUAAAAGUAUACAAUUCCAAAAAAAGAUGCCUUGCACUCCAACCUCAAAGCAAAUAUACAAUUGUAUCAAUCAAUAUCGGCGGUCUGAGUUUCUAAUCCAAAAAAACAAUUCUUUUAAUCCAUAAACAAAUAGGUUGGCAUUUCAAUUCACCACAGGAACUUUCAUCGGAACAAUAAAAAGUUAGUACAUAUAAUUGUAGCUAUAUUGACCCAUGCAUGCACGCGCAUAGUAAGAUAAUGCGCUCAGUACAACACUUGGAGAGAGGAAGCUUCUCUAAUUUUUAGGCAACCGGUGUUGCCAGUCACAUGAUCACACGUAAUGUGGAGGAGUUUGGAAUCGUGCAUGCAUACACGGUGUAAGAGGAUGCACUCUGCACAGCACUUGGGAGGAUAAAUCAAUUACUUUGUCUAUAAAUAUCUAUAAUUUGAUGUAUUAACUUUCUGUUGUCCUGAUGAAAGUUUCUGUGGUGAACUGAAGCGGCCUCCAUGUAGGAUGUAAUGGGAAAUAAAGUCCAAAACAAUAAAGAGAAGGGCCUUGGACCAUGUGGGCCAUUAUAGAGAAGGGCAUAUUGAGGGAUGACUUGUCACAAAAAUAGUGUGAUACUUAAAGCAAAAAAAAAAAAAAGGCAUCUGAAAGAGAAAGAAGUUAAAAAUAUUACAUUUUUUUUUCCUUUUUCACCCGCUUUUUUAGGAUUAAAAAGGGUCAAAUUGUUAUUGAGGCCUUGUGGCUCUAAGGAUUUUAGGUUAAAAACCCAAUUAAUCUCACUUCUGCCUAAUAUCUUUUUAAUGUCUCCACCGCUCCAAGGUUUGUUAAAUUUCUGGAAACCAGUAACUAAAAAUUUUGGGUCAUUAUGGUGCACUCUAAAAUGUUUGGAUAGAGAGUGAUUUUAAAAAGCCAUAGUUACAGCAGUGUUCUGAUAUGAGGUUUUUAGACUUCUUGAUGUUAUAGAUAGAUAUGUAUGUGUGUGUGUGUGAAAACACAGUGACCAUCAGGGUAAGAUGAAGGGUGUAUUCUUGAGUAAUAGUUGGGAGUAGCAGAUAAUUAUUGUAAUCCAGCUGUGAUAAAUCAAAGCUCUCAUGACCUGGUAACAGGUCUAAUUUAUUUUUGACUGCAGGAGGAUCAAAGAAAAUGUAACCAUAAAUAAAAUAACACGUUAGCCAUGUAAUGGGAUCUUUUCAUUGUUCUUGAGAUCAAAAUAUUGCUAUCUCUGAUCUAUUUAGUUCUUAUUUUUUUUUUUUAAUAUACUUAAAUGCAGAAAAUGUUAAGGUCAGUUUAAAUUAUACAAACCCAGUCUCAUAUUUAGUUAAAGCGGCACUGUCAUGCCGAAUCCUUUUUUUUUUAACCCCCCUCCCGCCUCCACUAUCUCUAAUUGACCCCCUAGUCACUCCCAAAUGCCCCAGAGCCCCCCACAUUACCUAUUUUUUAUCUUUAUUUUCUGCCCCGAUCUUUAUUCAGGGCGCCGCCAUCUUUGUGUGGGUAGAUGAAGUCCCUGUGGGACACGUCAUCUGCCCAGACUGUGAGAUUCCCCGCACAUGUCUAGUGAAACACCUGGACAUGCGAACGGGAAUUUCAUCUAUUCAUUCAUCAGACAGACGAAUGAAUGAAUAGCAUUGUCAGACGAACAAACGAACACUGUGUAUCAGUGUUCGUUUGUUCGUUCAGUUUAUUACAAGGAGGGAGCUACCGGCACGCAGCUCCCUCCUUGUAAUAUGUAACUAUAGAAGCGGUAGGGAGCAGUGCUCCCCGCCACUUCAUAAUUCCCCCAGGUCCCCCCUCACUCUAUAGGGGUCAAUAUGACCCCCAUAAUAGCAUAAGGGAGAUUAAAAUCUCCCCAAUGCCCCUAAUCGCUAUACCGUGAGUAGGGACAUGUCUACUAAACCGUGAGCAGCCUGUGGCUGCUCACUGUAAAAAAACAAAACAAAAAAAACUAUUGGCCCCCACCCCUGGGCGGCGGGUGGGGGCCCGAAGUCAAAUUCACUCCCUCCCCCUCCCCCCCAUCAAAGGUGGCUAGGGGUCCCCAAGCCCCUAGUAACCCACCCCCCCACCCAAAUAAAAAGUCCCCUACCUAAAAAAUAGUGAGGGGGGAAUAAAAUAACUAACCUGUAAAGUAAAAUUAAACUUACCAUUCGACGUCUUCUUUUUUCUAAAAUCUUCAUUUUUCAGCCCCACAAAAGGCCAAAUAAAAAAACCAUCAUAACCGUCGAAUUUAAAAUAAAAUAAAAAUCCAGAGCACAAAAAAACCCAGACGAAAAAUAAAAAACCAGAGCGCAAAAAAAAAAAAUCCAUCUUCACCCAUGGAGGGCUCCGUGCAGACUGAGCUCCGCAGGGCGGGGAAGGCUUAUAAAGCCUUGCCCCGCCCUGCAAUUAGGCUAAGAACACUCUGGUGGGUUUAAGCCCCCUCAUUAUCAUUAUGGCCCCCACCCGCCGCCCAGGGGUGGGGGAGGACAGUAGUUUCCUCCACCCUCAUUAUCAUUAUGGCCCCCGCCGUCCCCCCUCCCCCCCUAUCAUUAUCAUUUUGGCCCCCACCCACCGAAUGAAAUUCCAUUACGAACAAAAUGCCGAAUUGAGUUCUAAAAGAAAAGAACAUAUUGUUCUCAUUCAGUUAGAACGCAAUUCGGCAGUUUCGUGUAAAAUGACAGGAAGCAUCGCGUGAACACUGAGGAAAGGUAAGAAUUAUGGGAAAAUUGCUCUGACCAGCGGAAAUGAAGCACACUUUGCUCCUCCGCUGGUCAGAGCUGGUCAAGCGGAGGAAUCCUCCAUAAGGCAAAGAGUCCCUACUUUGUCUUAUGAUUUUAAAGAAAACUAAAGAAGACAGGAAGAAAAGAAGAACAGAUCCUGAGAGAGGGGGAGAAGGGGAAGAGAUUGAGGAAAGGUCAGUUCGGCAUGACAGUGCCGCUUUAAAUGAUUAGUACAUUGACAUGACUUGGAUAAACUGAAAAGUUUCUGAAGUACUAAAAAUGUCAACUUCCAUGAGUGUAAGGCACUCCUUGUAAUAAUCUGUAAUAGGCAGCAUGGAUACAGAUCUGGAGGGGGGAAGAAAGGGUGUGCAUUCAAAGCACUAAAAUGAUGCGUUAUAUCUUUUUUGUUGCUGUAACUGUUUUUUCUCUUAAACGGUUUUAAGAGCCCUUGUAGCCUCUGUAAAAUCUCUGUAAUGGCCAGACAGUACUGAAGUCAAUCUUCAUAUUAUUAAAGCUGCUGAAGAGUGCUGGGAUUUGGGAACAUAGGAGAGCCCUAUUUUUUGUCAAACUGCUCCAGUAUGGUUUGAUUAAAAAAACAAAAAAAAUAUGUGUGUGUGUAUAAUAUCUUUAUUAAAAUUGUCCUUUGUAAUGGUGUAUCUGAUGUUUUUCUUAUUUUGAGGCAUAAAAGUAUUGAGCUUGCAUUAUUUCACAUACUAGCUAACCUCUUUGCACAACUUACUUUGACUAAAACAAGUCUGAUUAUACAGAUGCCGGAUACCAUCUCAUGUGCACAUGUAUCCCUAUAGACCAGUAAGGUUUCUUUGGAGCUUUCGGCUGUGAAAUAUUUCCAUAGGAUUGCAUAUGUGUGUUAUAAUUACCCUGGAGAGUAUGGUUACAGCUGCCAGAAACGGUGUGCUUUGUCCAUGGCAUUGUUUUGUAAUGCCACAUCUGGGGUACAUUAUUACUAGUGUAGAAAUUAAUAAACAAACGAGUUUGGUAUGCUGGUGCUUUUGGCAGCAACAUGCAAAAUAGUAAAGAAUCAACAGGCUAAGUUAAGUAUCCCAAAUUAUGUAGGGAAAUACUGUGUUAUAGCCCCUCCAUUCAUAAAACAUGAAACUGCUAACAGUGUUCUUAAACCAAACCUAAAAUGCUCACUUUUGUCUUAGCCCCAUAGUGCCCUUGCCUCGUGGUUAUGUGUAACGUUUGAUAUUUAUACAUUUGCUUAGAUCUCUGAAAUGAAGUAGAAGAGAACCAAUGUCUACUUUCCAAAUUGACUCUUUUUGUGUUUGCCUCUGUGCAAGGAGAUUUGAAUAAUUCUUACAGGCACUCAAGCUUUUCAUAUAAAAUGCAUCCUUUCUAAUUUUUAUUUAGGCUCAGUUGCGGGCAUUCAUUCCCGAAAUGCUAAAAUACUCCACCGGACGAGGCAAACCAGGCUGGGGUAAGGAGAGUUGCAAACCCAUUUGGUGGCCUAAUGACAUACCAUGGGCUAAUGUCCGCAGUGACGUACGCACAGAAGAGCAGAAACAAAGGGUAAGAUAGGACUGUGAUUCAAGAAAUAUUUUAAAUUGCAAAGUUAUGUUUUCUUGUCACAGUUGUUUGAUUACUUUCGGCUACUGUUCUCUGUAGGUUCAGUCUGGGUCUUUUCUCAUAGCCAUAAAACCUACUGCUUAUAGUAUAGAUACCAGAUAAGCUGAUACCUAAAAUAAUAGAGUAGUCAGAGUGAUUGGUAAUAUACGAGUGCAGGGGUAGGCAACCUAUGGCACGUGUGCAAGGCACUCGAUGUGUCUUUGCACGGCACUCAAGGCUGCUGGAGCCAGACAGACUCUGGCCUAUCAGGAGUCCCAGUGAAACUUGAGAUAUUUGAAAAUGUGGUGAAGGACAAUCCUCAAUUUAUUAAUUUCAGCACUUGUGAAUGGGAAUCCACACUGGAGUAGAGCAGCCUGCAGCUGCUGUUGCAGCUCCUGUCCUUGACCUGACCUGGCCAGCCUUGUCCCCACUAAAACCCAGUGAAGCCACCCACUUCUAGAUAUACACAGAAAUGCAGAAUAACCCUCCCCUCAUACAAAUAAUAAAAAUAGCCCACACACACACACAAACAUACACACAAUCUGCACAAAUGCAACACCACUAACAAUCCAUAUACAUGCAGCCUCUCACAUGCAAUAUCCCAAACAGCCCGUCACAUACACACACUACCAAACACACAAUGUGGCCUAUCCUGGAUCCGACCACACACAAUUCCACAAGCAGUCCCCAUACACAGCCCACAUUCAUAGGUAUCAUACAUGAUACCACAAACUACUCUUGAACAUAUUCAAAUUUAAUAACUCAUAUAUGCACAACUACAAUGAUACAAAGCAACUGCAGUAUAAAUAACACAAGCAGAACACAGCAACAUACACGUCUAUUUAAAAAAAAAUAAAAAAAAAUUAAAAUAGGGCUGACAUGCUACGGGACAUCCCAAUCUUAUUUUGGCACAGUGCUGCUAAAAUGUUUCCUACCCCUAUACUAGUGCAUGAAUAGACCAGGUUUUUACAUGUUAAUAACAGUCUGGUAUCAGAAUAAUAUUUUUUAUCAAUCUUGGUAGAAAGUCCAGAACAGGCCAUGUCAGCAAUGGGUAAAUGAGAAGCAUACAGUAACAAAACUUAGCAGUAAAGCUUCUGGACAACAAACACCCGUGUAGCCAGGUAGCUAAGGCACCAUCCCUAGGCUAGUUCUUUGUUAUUUAAAAACCUGGAGUCCUGUACCUCUCUUCAAUGCUUGGUGGGUUACUUCACCAGAGUAGAGCUAUAGCUCUUUCCACACUGCUUCCAACUUCUGAGGACCGAGGCAGAGGCUGGGACUAGAGCAAACUACAAGCGUUUGGUAGGCUAGAUAUAUAUGCUGGGCAUAUGACAGUCCGUAACAUAAUUGCCAGACAAGAGCAGCUUUACUCUUUUCCUCGCAUAUAAAGAGGACAGCAGUGCUUCAUGCUUUACUGGCGGGAGACACAUAAAAUGUGUGUGUACUUUUGUUGCAUUAAAAUGAAUAUUAUCUUAAUCAAAGGGGCACCUUCUUUAGUGAGCUGGUCGUGCCAUAUUUAACUUGUUCCAUUUUCCAUAACUGUAAAACAGAAAAUAAGACAAAGAAACUAAUUUUAUUCAUAUGAUAUGAUUUUAUACUGCUGAGUGUUCUGUGCAUUUAAAGAUGAGGUGUGUAAAGCUGUUUAUUAUUGAUAUAGCUUAACAAAGCUGCUGCUAACAAGUGCUGUGGUAUGUCUAAUUUGUGGCAAUGCAGGUUUCCUGGACUCAAGCAUUGCGGACGAUAGUUAAGAACUGUUACAAACAGCACGGUAGGGAAGACCUCUUAUAUGCAUUUGAAGAUCAGCAGACGACACAGGUGACAACAACGCAUGGUAUUGCUCAUCUUGUUCCUUCGCAGACCGUGGUACAAACAAUUAGCAACCCAGAUGGCACAGUGUCCCUCAUUCAGGUAUGUUUUAAUCCUUCACAAAUAACCUACCAGCAGGUGUGAUUCCUUGUCACAGAAAUUGAAUCACAGUAAUCUGAAUUGAAAUUCCUAUCAUGCUGCAAGAGAGCAUACUUAUAAAGCAUGAAAAAAAGUAACGUGUUGAGUCUAAGUCAGUGUGCACAAGCAUUUAUAGACAUUCCCUUUUACUGAAAGUAAGAUAAACUUAUUAAAAAUAUUCUAGUGGCUAGUUUGUCAAAAUACAAGUUUUUAGAAAUAACCUUAGAUUAGAGAGGUUCUGUCAUUAGCACAUGUCGCUCUGCAACUUGGCACAAAGUCCAGUCUAACUCGUAUAUAUGCGACUUUUCACAUCAGCCUACUAGCUUGCAGGGGGGCCCAAAAGGUAGAUCCCCAGGUGCAGAAUUAUAACUCCCAUGCUUACAUGCUUUUAGAAUGACAAAGCAUCAUGGUAGCUGUUUUUAAAACAUCUGGGAUUUCACUUUUUGGUACGUCUGAUUUAACACUUUUAAAACAAUGACCAUUUAAACCCUUGCAAUCUAACUAAAAGUAAAAUGUUCUUUAUCUAUGGUGUGAUUAACAUAAUGUUGUUCUUUACCUCUACAUUAUUAUAUUACAGAGAUAAAAAUAAAAAUGAUUGCUUAGGAUGUCUUCAGCUGAUUUGCUGGUUUGUUUCAUGUACAACAAUCUGUUAGCCCUGUAUGCAAAGAAUAUAAGGCUAAUACAAUAAUUGUGCCCAGUUAGAAAAAAAUUGUGCCAACAUUAUUUGGGUUAAAAUGUGUCACGGAGCUCUCUGUACCCCUGGCUGGGUACCUCCGCCAAGGACCGCUUCCUAGCUGGAACAGGGACCCCAGUCAAGCCGUGGCUUGACUGUGGUCCUGGAACCGCUCUCUUUUGGAGCCGAAUGGGGAACUCGCUCUAGCCACCCCCAGGCAAUGGACGACACACAGUCCUGGGAGCUCUAGUCCUCUAGACUUUCCCCGUUGAAUCCUUCACACUGAAACAGUGAUAAGUGAUUAGCCCUUUCCCGUCUCAGUAGCCAGACAACAGGCGACUGGGAGUACAAGCUGGAAUGAAUUUAAUCUGGCCAGAUGGCCUGCUUUUAUGCAAUUCUGAACACAGUUAAACAUUCCCACACAAACAAGCUAAACCCUUAUCGUGGACCUGAGAGGGGACUAGUGACCAGUCCCAAACUCCUCCCCUGUGCCUGAGAGAUAAUUGAGUCAGGAACUGAACUAACCCAAUUAUCUCCAGACACAAAAAAAAAAACCACAAUUCACAAAUAUCCCCAAAAUACCUUAAAAUACAUAAAAAUCCCACAAAAGUUACUUCCCCUGAUAGCCCUGAUCUGGGUGACCAACAUAUCCAAAAAUCACCUAGAUCAGUUCAGGGGUUCAGGAAUUUCCUGGAAGUCCUAAGUGACCAACUGCACACGAGGCUCCUGCCCAAAACGGUUCCAUAUGAUCAGAGCUAGCGGUCGGUCUAGUUCGGUAGUUUAAAACCGAACAAACUACCGAACAUAGUCAAUAUUCUUACCCUGGAGCUUGUUUCCCUUGUUUGUGGGAACGUUUCCACCGAGCAGUGUCUUCCUAAGUGUUGUAGAAACAAAUGCAGGUGAUGCUGGAAGUCCAGCGGUGUUUGGGAGAAUCUGUGUCCGUUUUCAGUUCCAUGAACUCGACGACAAUACACCGCUGCCUGCGUUCGUGAGAACAAGAUGGCCGCCACCUCGUGGUCGUCCAUAGGAAAUGUGGCCACCCAGACGAACACGUAGAACACUGCGGUCAAAAUUGCUACAAAGUAGUAAUUAGGCUUAACAAGCUACCCGGUGGUCUCCGGUUCGUGCGUCUGUUUGGUUCCCGAACCAUAUAGUCCAAAUACACGAGAGACGGAGACUUUUACAGGGCAUAGUACAGGGCCCAUAGUCUGUGGGCAGGCUCUUUCAGGAGCUUGUGGGAAGGGGAGUUUGUCACACUAUGUAUGUGAUAUUUUGCAUAAACUGUUUUAUACAAAUCCAACUCCAUUUUGAGCAGUGAUUUGUUAUGAUUUUAAAGAUAUGGUUGAUGUAUUCAGAGCAUAUUGAAAGUGUGGACAAAAACAAGGCGAAUAUAUUUAGCAUUUUGUGCUUUUAAUCACCUGAAACACGCAAUCCAAAGUCGGCACUAAUAACUUUGUCAAGGCAGUCGGAUGGUUUAUAUAAAUUCUAGAAGUUUAAAGUGUUUGACCUGAUGUUGUACCAAAAACUCAAUAAAGAAAUUUUGUGCAAUAAUAUAUUGAGUGAAGUGUAUGAUUAAAGUAUAAACAAUGUAAUGAAACACAAGUUAAAAAAAUGAACAGAUUGUUUUAACAACCAUAAUAACGUAAGCAAUGGUCUCUGUUUUCCAGCCAAUAUGUCCAACAAUACUACCUUAAUUUUAUUUACAUAGUUUUUGUAUAAAUCCACAUUACAUUACAGUACUGUUGCUAUAAUUGAGGGUAGUUAACUAUGCCGGGGCAGGAUCUCAGGGCUAACCACUUUCUCACUUGUUUUAUAUCUCAUAGGUUGGCACAGGAGCUACUGUUGCCACUCUUGCUGAUGCAUCAGAACUACCAACGACAGUGACUGUUGCUCAAGUAAAUUACUCUACAGUGAGCGAUGGAGAGGUACAGUUUGAGUUUAUAGAAGUCGCCAGUUAAUUUCCUUUUUACUGCAGAAACGCUGCAAAGACUUUGACAUCUUUCCAUGAACCAGAAUAAUGAUUGCCAUGAGUAAUAUUCUAUUAUGGUAUAAAUAUUGUAAAAUUAAGGUAGCUUUAUAAUAUUGCUACUGCUUAAAUGGCAAAACAUUGCAUUUUAUAUAUUCCUUUUUUUUUUUUUCUUUUUUUUUUUAAUAUUGCUAUUAAAGAAAAUAAAUCAUGAAAAACCUAUUUUGCGUUUUUAUAUUUUUUUAUUUUAAUGUGACAUUUAAGGAAUAUAUUUUCUCGCUUGAAGAGAUCUUCUUGAUUAGAAAUUUGAAAUUCUAGAACCUGAACUGUUUAAGAGCACAUUAAAAUACAUUAAAACAGCUUACCUCACCAGUGUACAUAUAAGGUUUUGCAGGUAAAACAUCCAAUCUCAGCUUCCAUUUCCAGAAGCCUUUGCAAGUGCUUGUGGCACCACCUAGCUCAAAAAAUUUCUGUACAAUAUUUGCGUUAUCACAGUUAUUGUGGGUAUAGUGCUACACCUGUAGCUUUUAUUUUUUUUUAUCUCAAAAUGGCCUUGAAGCUCUCAAGUUAGCAGCAGCCAGAGUGCAAACUUUGAAAGCUAGUAUAUAUUUCAGUUUCGUUUUUAUCUAUUUUAUUUUAAAUCCCCUUUUUGUAUUUUAAUGAAUUAUUUAAUAAAACUUAUGAAGUUGGGGUCAACUCCAGCCUGCAGUGAACCUUGAAGAGAUUAACCUCUUAACGGAACACUUUAAUGUCAGGAAUACAAACACUGAAUCAGUGCAUCUCCAUUGGCAAAGUUCAGAGUCUCCAUGCAGAUUGUGGAGGCAUUGAACACCAGUACUGCACACUGUGCAGCACCAACCCAUAAAGCACCUAGAGUGUGUCUGACUGCCACUAGAGGUGUUACUAGACAGCAAUGUAAACAGAGCCUUUUUUUUUUUUUUUUUUUUUAAAGGCAGCAUUUACAGUGCUCAGCCUGCGUGGACAGGCUAUUCACACGGGACUAUAGUGUCUCUUUAAGUUCCCUAGUACAUUCAGUGCUAUCCCCCUCAUAUAUAUUUUAUUUAUCUGUUUUGGAUUUGGUGACCACAAUUAAACAUUCAGUCCCUGCAUAUAAGUUGUUUUUUACGUUUUCUAAUUUUGUAUAUUUUAAUCCUGUUGAAUGAUUAGUUGUGUAUUGGAUAUGGCUUAAAGAGGACAUGUCACUUCCCAAGGCUUUUUAAUAGUAAUUUUUGUAUAUUUGCAUAUUGUUUAUUAAAUAUGUAUUGAGAUGCAUGCAACAUAAAUUUGUGUAGAAAUCUACAGCUAUUUGACCUGGACUCCUCCUCCUAAUUGGACUCCUCCAUCCUUGCCAGUCGUCGUUUCAAUCUCUGUCCUUUGCACCUGGCUGUCAGCAUAGAGAGAAGAUGAGAAAUGAAUUGUAAUCUUCUCUGACUGUGCCUAGAUAAAUUUGAAUUACGGCGUUGUUUGCUAACUUUCUUAUAUAAUUUUACAAGGAAAAGGAGCAUCACAAUAUAAAGGUUAACAAAAGUUAUAGAUGACUUUUAAAUAUUUAUUCAAUCGUGUUCUUUCCAAACUAGUGAUGAUUCCACUUUAAUAUAUUGCACAUUAAUGAACUGAAACAUUAUACAACUAGAGAGAUUGCAGCCAACCAUGUGUCAGGGCAUCAUUUAUAGUUAACAAAUGAUCAGAGAAGGCUAACAAAAAACAAAAAAUACACAAAGCGAAAGACCUAAUGUAUAUUAGUACUUUGCCAGUUCAGCAUUAUCUGCAAGUCCACACACUACAUUCUAGUGGCAGAAGUGGCUCAGGCUAAAUAAAAAUGUUUCUAAAAUAUUCCCAUAAAGUGUGAAUGAUUCUGUAGGUGAGCUGUUCCAACAAAGAGCUGUGUGUGAAGAUAAAUGCCUAUUACAUUUUUAUCUGGAGCGGGUUUUCUAAAAGCAAGUGAGAAAAUAUUCAUCAGCCGCAUGCUUUUUGAAUGAAGAACUUCCAGAACAAUGAGCCUGUCUGGGCCACAAGCCGAUUGGACUGACCGGAGAUUGCACUUUUCAGCUUUUGCCCUACAGAGAAACAACACUCAUUAGACUUAAGCUUUAAAUCAGAAUGUAGUAGCCUUUAAAAUUAACCUUAUUAAGCAAUUUUUUGUGUACUACUAAAGUGUUUUUGUGAAAAUUAUGUAUUGAAACGAGAAGUACCUUUUAGCUGCAAGCAAAGCAUCUUAAACUAUGAUGGACUUUUUACAGCAUUGCACUGGAGAAUAUGCUUACAGAUAGGUGUUUUGAAGGCAUUUGCAAGCAUGGUUACUGUCAGUAUGCAAAAAAAUUAAACAUUGGUUGUGAUGUAAAAAUAUACUUUCAUCGUUUACUGUACAGAAGUGUGUGGGUCAUUUUGAUAGUUUAUUCAACAGUAAUCUGUUUGUAUAAAGAUGAAAUGUCUGUUUUAGAGAGAGUAUUGCAUACAUCCUUGGUUCUGCAUAAUCACAGUGCAAGCAUUCUUACUCUAGAAGGUUAUCCGUAAUUUUGUUUGUUCCCACAGUAGUAUACAGCUAAAAUACAGAUCUUAAAGGGGCAAUCCAAGCACCAUAUUUCCUAUAGUUUACUGUAGGAAAACUGAGAUUUUCUCAGAAUGAUAUUGCAAAGGGAAGGGCUCAAGAUGUCAGGAAAUUCUCCAGUUUUCUGUCAAACCACUUGAAAAUGGUUUUGGGGGAAAAAACUGUGACUGAGUACCUUGCACCAUAACCACUACAAUAAGCUUUAGGUGUUCUGGUGUUUGGAGCAUCCCUUUAAGAAUAAAGAAAAAGAAUCACGUAGGGGCAUUUGGGAACCUGCAUGAUUAUGGUAUGACACGGUUAUAAUGUAACACUUCUAUGUUUAUACUUUUUAUGCAGCAAUAUAAACACCUCAAGACUUUGUUGCUUUCCUACAUGUUUGUUUUUGUUUCGGUUUUUUGGCUUCUUUAUUUCAUCAUGUUAACAGAAAUAGACGAUUGUUUUAUUUUUUUAUUUAUUAUCACUAAUAAUUCUGAUUGAUGUGUUCUUUUAUAUGUUGAUUAUGUGUUGGUUUGGUGUAUUGGUUUGUUUAUUUUUAUAUAAAAAAAAUAAUAAUUUUUCUCCCAGUAACUUGCUUCUCUGCUUUAGUUGAAAUCCUCCUCCUUCUUUAAGGGAACUAAAAACCCAGUCUUAAUAUACAAAUCCUCCAACUAACCUCUGGAAUGGCUCUCUUUUUUUAUGCCAUUUAGGUAGAACAGAAUUGGGCUACACUUCAGGGGGGUGAAAUGACCAUCCAAACGACGCAGGCAUCUGAAGCCACUCAGGCUGUGGCAUCCCUGGCAGAAGCAGCAGUGGCAGCGUCACAUGAUAUGGCACAAGGAGCUACAGUUACCAUGGCUCUUAACAGGUAGUUAAGUGUUAAAGAUAGCAUGUUCAUGAUAUCUAAAGAUAGUUUAUUCUUUGACACUUCCACACCAUGAACACCUGGUAUCUCACCUUAAAGGGACACUGUAGUCACCAGAACAACUUCAUUAUUCUGUUUGUUCUGUUGAGUAGAAUUAUUACCUUCAGGCUUAUUGCAGUAAACACGGUCUUUUCAGAGAAAAUGCAGUGUUUACAUUACAGCCUAGGGAAACCACCACAGGCCACUUCUCUGAUGGCUACUAGAGGUACUUCCUGGAGCAGUACUGCAUAGUAAGCAGCACUGUGAUUUAGUGUCUCCACACUCUGCAUGGAGACACUGAAAUUUCCUCAUAGAGAUGCAUUGAUUCAAUAUAUCUCUUUGAGGAGAUGCUGACUGGCCAUGGCUAAUUUGACUUGUGCUGGCUCUGCCCCCUCAUCUCAGCCAAUCCUAUGGGAAGCAUUAUGAUUGGCUUUGAUCAAGACUUCUGAAGAUGUCAGCCAAGCAGGCAGAUCGGGGUCAGAGCCAGCAACAGCAGACUGGAAUAAAAGUAAAAUGUUGCUAUAUUAAGGGGGGGCUAGAUGGUGUUUUUAACACUAUAGGGUCAGGAAUACAUGUUUGUGUUCCUGGCCCUACAGUGUUUCUUUAAAUACAUUUAGCACAUUGUUUUAUAAGUGUAUCUUCUGUGUGUAAUGAGGCAAAAACCUCUAGUCUCCUCUAAGCCCCCUAGUAGUUUAGCUCACUUUACUGUAAGAUAGUCUGUCUUCUGGUUGUCUUUGAGAACUGCUAUGAGACUUUUAAGUCCAAUCUAGACUGCAUUAUGAUGCAAGAUGAGAGUGAUUGCCAGACUUACUAAAUUGUGAUGUUGAUUCCCUAAGAUCUUAGUUUUUAUUCAACAGCUUAAAGUUUGAUACUCUAUACUUUUCAUACGUGCAAAAUUUGUUACUGUGGUAUAAAGCCAUUUUAAAUGUAAUCUGUUUUUUUACUUUAAUAUAAUAGUGGAAGUCUUAAAACUUUUUGACUGUUAUUUACAUACAGUAUGUUGAAGUGCUAGUCACAUUUUAAGAUAUUCAUCGUUCACAUACAGGUUUAUUCACUAAAGUGAGAAUUCAAAAUGAAUUUCAAGUUUAAAGGCAAAGUAGCCCAAGUGGAAGCACUUAGAAAAUUUUCACAGUUUGUUCAUUUUGGGCUUAAAUUUUAUUUAUUUUAAAUGUCUGAAAAUUCACUCUUAAGUAAAUAACACAUUUAAAAAUAAAUAUGCACCACUACCAUAGUGUGCCUCUCUCUGACCAUCUGAAAUGUAUGCAGCUCAUAUAAUGAAUUCCACAGCACAAACUAUCUGCCUCUGUCAUUUGUAUUCUUAAGAUUAUGUACGCUUAGGAAUGUUUUGUUUUGAGAAACCACCUGCUUGUGCCACAGUUGUCUUUGAAACGAGUAUUCUGGAUAUUGUGGCCCUUUUUGCAAUUAAUGCAGUUAUGUAAAGUGUAUUUCCUGUGGACUUUUAAAAUAAUGUGUGCUCUUAAUGCAGGUGAAUGUUUUAGCCCUGGAUGGCUUUGCCUACUUGUGUAAUCUUGCCUGUACUGAAUACACAUCUAGACUAAACUAUUCAAUCUCCGUAGCAAGUGCAUUUAUUAUUUUUUAAUCAUUUUCAACCAUCCGCUUAAAGGAAACCUAUUGUCUCAAAAUAUUUUUUAUAUAUAAUAAUAAUUUCAUCAAGUUUUGAAAGGAAAUGGAUUUAUUUAUUUUAAAGUGACAUAUAUGUAAGUAAAGAAGAAAUCUCAUCCCUACCAUUAGUAUAUGACCGGAUCCUUCAUCCAUAUACAUACACCUUGGGUCAUAGAGUGUUUGUAUUCCGACAGUUAGUCUCUAAGAUAUUCUCAGAUUCUGUUCAGGGAGUAAAGCCGGAAGACCACAGAGAUGGUCUGUGCCUGAUCCUCAUUUCUAUCACAAGAGGGCACUGCUACUGAAUUUGUUUUGCUUUUUUUAUGACGCAGUGACUGCAUUUUAACAGAAAAAAUGUAGUGCUAAAAUAAAAUAUCCAGUUUUCCCAAAUCAAUUUAGUGCUUGGCUGCCACGCACAAAAUAUUCAGCCAUCACAAACACAAAUAAUAAAUAUACAUAUAAUACAUUAAACAAUGUAUAACAAUGGUGUAAAUAGUUCUCUAGCUGUAAUAGCACUCAAAGUCCAUUGAUGCUCUGCAGCCAUCCUAAUAGAAAAUUAGUCUGUCUAAAGCUGGAGAAGUAAUCCCAGACUUGUACUAAAAGUGCAUCUCUAUUUAGUAUAGAAAAUAUAUAAACAUUCUAAAUGAUCUUGGAACAAUUAUUGAUACUUUAAUGUUUUUUGGUUUUUUUUGUUUGUUUUUUUACCUUUUACAUUUGAUAAAUUUAUUGAUUAUUAAAUCGAUCCCUAAUCUAAAUCUUGAAACCUGCUAAGCUUAACCCCUUAAGGACCAAACUUCUGGAAUAAAAGUGAAUCAUGACAUGUCACACAUGUCAUGUGUCCUUAAGGGGUUAAAGGAAUCCUUUGGCAUCAAAGCAAUGUAAGGUUAGCUUCAUGAAGCGGUUUUAGUGUGUAGAUCAUGCCCAGCAGUUUUACUGCUCAAUUCUCUGCCAUUUAGGCGCUUUCUGUCCAUGCAGCUCUAGCCACAUGUCCACUGGCUGUGAGUGACACAUCCUGCAUGGAAAAAUGGUUUCUGUCAGAUGUUAACUUGGUUUAGAAAUUUUUACCUCCUGCUCUGUAAAGUUAACUUAACUCACAUGCAAGCGUCUCCUGGAGGGUCUAGCAGGCUAGUAAUAGAGCAGGAGAUAAGAAAUUCUAAAUUAAAUAAAAAAUGCAAUAAAGGAAGUUUAAACAUUAGAUUUUUCUUUCCAGGAAGUGUUUAGGAAGGCUGUUUAGGUCUCAUGCAGGGAGACGAGAUUAGGACUCUAUAAACAAAAAAUAAACCGACUAAGCUGAAACCGAAGUGUAGCAAAUGUGGCAGUGAUCUGUGUAAUUAACCUAUUUCAGCUGGAACAAUGUUCCACAAGUGAACAGAUUGUCAUUGGACAACCAGCAGAUCCCUGUUUAGACUCCAUCAAGCUUUUAACCAAUACUAGUUCUAUGGACAAAAUAAAGCAGAAUAUGUUCUGGAGGAACAUUUUAAAGCAUGCAAACCUGCAAAUGGACAUGUUAAAGCUUUUUGAAUUAUGAAUCGUAGUGUUUUGUGUGCUGUACAUUCAUCCCCCUACAGAUACAUAACAUUUGCAGAUGGCUACUACACAUUCACAUUAUUCUCAAUGUUGUUAUUAGAACUUUAGAACUGUUGUUUAUGAUCAAAAAAAAUUAUAAAUGCUUGGAAUGUUUAUCAUUUUAAAGUUGGCAACCUGAAACCAUUAUUCAAAUCUUUUAAAUUAUCAAUAUUUUAUUGGUGUUCAGUCUUAAAAAUACAAUUUUAUUUUUAUAUAUAUGUAUAUAUUUGUAUUGUAUUAUUUUAAAAUGUGUGUGUGUGUGUGUGUGUGUGUGUGUGUGUGUGUAUAUUUAUUUAUUUUUACAGAUAAAUGUAUUUUUGAGCAUUGAAUGUAGUGUUAUGGUCUCCAACCUUAGAAUAAAAUCCUUUUAAUAUAUAAAGUACCUUUGCAUAAUUCGCACUGUAUUCCAUUGACACUCUAAUUUAGUUUCCUUGUGCCAUUGCUGAUUUCUACAAAUAUUUUACUUUUGUAACCAUCAAUGCUUUUGGAUGUUUGAAGGGCUAAUAUUACUGUUAUUGUGGAGUUUACUAUUGUUUGGAGUCACUUUGCAGCUUUUUUAUGUUUCAAAUCUGCUUUUUUCCCAUGUUGUUGUUUGUCUAACUAUAGUGAAGCCGCUGCUCAUGCUGUAGCCACUCUGGCAGAAGCUACCUUGCAGGGAGGAGGACAAAUUGUAUUGUCAGGUGAAACUGCAGCAGCUGUGGGAGCACUGACUGGAGUGCCGGAUGCCAAUGGUAGGAAAACACAAUUUUUAUUAGGAUCCUCUUUGUAGAAGGAUUUUUUUUUUUAAUAUAUAUUUCUUUUACCAUAUAAGUUAGUAUUCUCAAAUGCAUGGAAUCGGUAUGUUCCUCUUUCCAUGAUUGGCUUAGCAGAUUACAAAGAAGUAUUGACCAAUGGGAUAUUUAGGAAAUGCUUGAGUACACUGCGUUUAAAGAUGUGCUUAGCAUACUCUGAUGUGUGUUUGUGGCUCUUCUUGAUGCCCAUUUCUUUAUUGUUUUAGCACUAUUUGGUCAUCACUUAGCUUUAACUCACAGCAUUUAUAAUUUGAUACCAAAAAAAUACCAUAUUCAGGAAAAUUGAGUUCAUGUUGAAAGAAAUUAACAGUUGCAAAGAUGUAAAGGGCAGCUAUGGGAUUAAGAUAAUCCUAACAGUUGAAUAAUUACUCCUCUUUACAUUCAUAAUAUUUAUAAAGGUAUGUUCAUGUAGACAACACAGGACUGACUGAUGUUGGUGUCCAAAGAAAACAUUAUUUUAAACUCUGAAAACAUGAAAUUUCAAUAACAUUUUAUUUCAUAUCGCUUUCUGUCUUGACCAAGGAAAACCUGCAUUACGGCAAGAUAUUUUUUGACUACUUACACUCAGCCUGUCUUCGUGUUAAUACAAAGCAAGCCAGGAUGUUCAGAGAAGUGAUGCAAUUCAACACUGAAAAUACAGUUUUAUUAUUGCACUUGGUGACCAUGCAUCCUCUCUAAUGCAUUUAUACACUUUAUAAACGGACCACGCAAGUCACCCAGAACAUUUCAUGUAAAUGAAGUGGUCUGGGUACAGUUGUCCUGUAUGUUUAACACUUUAAGAAGGGGACAAUGUUUACCUUGAAAGGUUAAACACUCCACUAGUGGCGCUUCCGUUGCAAGUACCAAGUAAGACUGGGUCACUUGAUGUUGCAGCUCUUAGGAAAGCAUUGGAUUCAAUGCUUAACUGUAAGAAGCCCUGCACGCAUGCACAGUGCUCGCUCCUCCUCUCUAAGGAGCGCAUGAUUGGACCAGCGAUGGAGCAGUCGCCUUAUCCUUGAUGACUUUGCGUGAAGCGGAGACGUCACCAGGAAAAAGGCAAGUGAAAACCUUUUUUUUUGUUUAAAGUGACACAAUAACGAUUUAACCUAAAUUAAUUUAUCAUUAUUCCUAGAAUCCCCUUGCACUGUCCAUCUAUUCAGUGUUAAACAGUUACGAGCAGUUUAACACUGAAUGAGGAUUCCUGGCUUCCCAUAGGCCCACUGCCACUGUGUGUCCCUUUAAUAUUAUUAUGGCAGACAGAUGGGGAACAUGAAUGUAGCAAGGAACAGGGGUACUAUAGUGUUGAUAAUACAGGUUUUCAUUCAUAACACUAUACAGUGUUUCUUUAAAGUAACUCAGAAAAUGCUCUUUAGACCAUUCUUUGAUUGGUCUCUGCAGUUUUACAAAUCACUAUUUAAUAAACAAUUAGCUGUGGGGAGAUAUAUAUAUAUAUGUGUGCCUUGGAGAAAUGUAGUACAGAAUUAGGUAAAAGCUUAGAGAGAAGUAAUCUCACAAAUAUUUCCAUGUUGAUAGGUUUGCUUUUUAGGGCAUUGCAUAACAUCUAUGUCUUACUAUGGUUCCUGCAAUAGAUAUAUACGCAUUGUGAAUACAGUAACACGAUGUAAACUGUCCUUUUGCCAAGUGGUUGCAAAUAUGUUUGAAAUUACAGAAAGGAGUUUGUUUAAAUUUAGACACUUGUAUGUAACAAAUACAACCUGGAGCGGAUUACUAUGUAAUGGGUUCAGAUUAAUUAAUGCUGAAAGCAGCAAUGCAUUACUGCUGUUUGACGCAAGCAGGAUGGGAUUACUGUGCACUUUUCAAUAUACAGGGAGUAGAAAUCGGAGUGUAUUGUUUAUCUGAGAGAUUGAGACACAAAAUAUCCCUCCUCAUGUUCUUCUGGCAUAGUUCUGUCAUUUUGCUUUGCAUUGUGGAAUUAAGCGAGCUGGACUUUGCUUCCUUAUUAAUAGAAAAGUAUGCAUAUCCCCUUUAUAACAUGAGUAGUAUAGAUUUACAGAGCAAACUGUAGCUAUUUUAUUAUAAUUACUUUAAAAUAAACUAAAAGGAUUGGGAAAAUAACCACUACAGGUACACAUUGAAGGGACAUUGUAGGCACCCAGACCACUUCAUCUCUUGUGGAAGUGGUCUGAAUGCACUGUCCCUGUCCCCCUUUGCCCUUUGCACUUUUAGAGAAACAGUAAUGUUAAUUUUGCAGGUUUAAGCCUUCCUCUAGUAGCUGUCUAUCAGAUGGCCACUAGAGGCGCUUUCUCUAGUUUCACAGAGUUUGACACUGUGAAACAACGUUGGAUGUCCUCACAAUUGGCACGGGGAUGUCCAGCGUCUUCUAAAUUCCCAUGGAAAGCAUUGAGUCACGCCUUAGAUUACUACCACCGGCUGACGUUGGCAGAGGAGAAGCCUGACCCAGUAACGAGUGACAUUGCUGCUGGAAUUGGGUAAGUGUUAAAGGGUUUUGUAUUUUAAGCCUUUCAUAGAUGGGGGGGGGCGGGGGGGGAGGGGGAGAGGGACACUAGUGUAUGGAAUACAUCUUUGUAUUCCUAACACUAAAGUGUUCCUUUAAUUGGAAUCAACAAAAAUUACUUGACAUAGUUUUGAUCUAAUUGUGAGCAUUGUCUUUAUAACGGAUCCAUUUAAACUGUUGACUUGCCAAUAAAAAGUCACACAUUUUCCUGUUUUCUUUCGGCCCUGGGAAAAAGAUGUCAAAGUUUUAGUUUCUGGCUUUUUCAUGGCAUUGAAUUGUUUUUUUGUUUUGUUUUAUUUUUUUUCUAAUUGUAAUAAAUGACAAAGAUGUUUGUUGGAAGUCUGUUGCGACUGCUGAGUAUUCAUAAAGUGCACCCAGGAGAUGUUACUUUGCUGGGGCAUUGGCUCCACAUUGCAUACUAUAAAUUCUAAAUUAACUGGAAGCUCUCUGCUAUAGCACACUGCAGCAGUACAAAUCCCACCAGAUUCUUAUGAAGUUCUGGAGCACCCCUGUUGAUGAUUAGUCCUGAUCUGCCCAUCUUCCUAAACUAAAUAUAGUCCACAAAGCAGAUCAAGACUGAUCACUGUCUCCUUUGUGUGUGUGUGUGUGAUGCCAUGGGUAAAUCAGAUAUAACCAGUUUUAUGCCCAUUUUGGUCUCAAAUUAAAAUAAAAGAUGAGGACAGCAAGCAGUUGCUGAUAUCACAUUCGUUAAAUGUAUUAUACCUCCCUUCCUCAAGACAUAGACAUUAUUUUUUGGCACAUUGCUGUUGGUUUCGAAAACUAUUUUGUUCAAUCUCUGUGAGCUCCAGGAAAAAAAGUAAUUAAAUAUAAUUAUUUUAGAAGGCGGUUACCUAGUAGAACCUAAAAUAUCUACUCACAACCUAAAUGACUUUAUAGGAAGAAGCAGCUGAGAGUAGUAUAGACUGUUGACAGAGCUGUAGUAAGACACCCUCCUCACUUUAAAUUCACGUUAAUUUCACUCCUCUUAGUAGCAUCCACUCAAGGACCAUCAAACAUGCUUUAUAUUAUACGGGAAAAGGGCAAAGGACCAUCAAACGUGCUUUUUAUUAUACGGGAAAAGGGCAAAGGACCAUCAAACAUGCUUUGUUAUACAGGAAAAGGGCUAAGGACCAUCAAACAUGCUUUAUAUUUUACAAGGAAAAGGGGGGCUAUCAUUGCACUUUAAAAACCGCAUAAACGGUAGUUUAUACAUAUGAAGAAUAUAUGCAGUUUAUACUUUGCCUUAUUGUAGAAUAGAGUAUAUGCUCCUUCCUAAAAUAAAUCUUAGUUUGGCAUGGAAUUAAUUGAGGACCUCUGCUGACUCCACCUAAAGACAUGUAUGUACAGUGAUAGUAAUAACUGUGACAAAAUCCUCUGACAAUUGGCCUAAAUUAAGCUCGCAUUGAAAAAAGCUUGCAUAGCAAUACAUGAAAAAAGAAACGAACGGAAUAACUGUCUAAAAUGUCAUGCUGUGCAAGAGCGAGAAAUUAUUUGAUUAUUAAAUGCUAAUGGAUUUAGUAAAAGGAAUAUAGAUUGCCAUUAAAAAAGUGAUUUGUAAGACUGUUAUUCCAAGUAUAAAUGCAAAGUUAAUUUCGGCAAAUACCAAAAUAUAUUACUGUUAUCCUUUGCGUAUGUAUAAUUACUCGCAACUGCCAUUUUGUCUGUUUUUUUGAUAAUUCAUAUGAGUAGAAGUAGACAAAAAAGAGCAUCCUUUUAUUAAACCAAGGAUGUAAAAAAUAUGAUAAAAAUAAUUUCAGGAGUUUAAAAAUAUCAGGAAGUAUUACUUUACUGAGAGGGUAGUGGAUGCAUGGAAUAGCCUUCCAGCCGAAGGUUAACACAGUUAAGGAGUUUAAGCAUGUGUGGGAUAUGCAUAAGGCUAUCCUAACUAUAAAAUAAGGCCAGGGACUAAUGAAAGUAUUUAGGGCAGACUAGAUGGGCCGAAUGGUUCUUAUCUGCCGUCACAUUCUAUGUUUCUACGUGUCUCCGUUAACCACACCUUAGAACAGGGUCUCUCACCCACUUGAAUGUACUGAUACUAUAUUCCCUAGCAGAAUAAAUAAGGAACGUAUAAAAUUGUAAUGAUCAAUACAUAGUCCAUAAUGUGUUUAGAACUAAAUAACUUGUAGGUAAUUGCUACUGAAGAUCAUAAUAGACUAUAAUUUUUAUAAAGGUCGUGUGGAACUUUAAUGACGUUAUUGAAGUUUUUCUUUCACGUGAUUUAUGGUAAUUCAGUUUAACCCCUUAAGGACACAUGACAGGUGUGACAUGUCAUGAUUCCCUUUUAUUCCAGAAGUUUGGUCCUUAAGGUGUUUAAAAAAAAAAAAAAAAAAAUGUUUCUGAACAGUUAACUGAUCUUCCAGUUUACAGUUAGUAAAUAAUAAUAUAAAGGUCCUAAAAUAGCAGUUUACUUUUAAUAGGUAUAAUUUAAGUUGUUUGUAUAAAAUAGGAUGGGUGGAUUUGUUCUUGCCAAGAAGUUAAUGUUUGACAAGAUAGCAGAGGGUAACAGUUUUCACUAUUUCGUGGCCGUGUUAUUUUAAAUUUUUUCUCUCUGUAGUACUAGGUAGCUAUUAGGUCAGACUUGUUGUGAUCCACUUAUUGUCCUUGAAACAACAACUGGAGCCAUUUAAACACACAAGAGCUUAAUAUCUUGAAUCUUAGAACUGUGGAGAUGCUUUUUCACCUGUUCACUGAUGAAUGUGUGUUUACACAGCCCUGCAUAUAGUGUUUGUCUAAUUUAUAAAAGCAUGGGUUAUCGUGUGUGUGUGUGUAUAUAUAUUAUUUAUAUGAUUAUUAUUAUUAUUAUUUAUAUGGCGCCAUCACAUUCCGUAGCGCUGUACAUUGGAUAUAUAUAUAUAUAUAUUUAUUUAUUUAUUUAUUUUACUUUUGGGGGUCGCUUUGUUUUCUUCCAUUAAAAUAUCGGAAUAGGAGGUUGGAUGUAUUGAUUAUGUAUUAUACAAACUGAGCAUGACCCAAUAAAGUAAAUUAUGGUGAUUUUUUUUUUUAAUAUUAUUAUUCUUCCUCUAAUAGUCCACAUGUCACAGACCCCUUGCUCUUUUCCCAUCAUCUCUCGUGAAAUCUAUGUUUGCCUGAUAAUGCGACUUCCAGAACAUGAUUGAGAUUUCCUCAAGUAAUUUUGGGAAUCAUUUAUAAGGAAUACCCAUAACCAUAGAGAUAAUCUCACACCUUACCUGGGGAAGCCAGAGAUAUUAAGUCCUUGGUCAUAAAGCCCCCCUGUUGCUACUGUUACUGUUUUACUUAAAAAUGUGAGCAGGGUUCUUUCCAUAUCUCAAAAAUGUAGUGAUGAAUAAUAAGGGAAGCUAAGUACAUCACUUUUUAUGGUGUUAGCAGAUUUGAUUUUGAUCACGCUUCUUUUUAGCCAAACGCUAUACUUAAUCUCGGAAUGAAUACAUGUCAUUCUGCAUUUUUGAUAUUUGUUUUCCAUGUAUAGAUAACCUAUAGUUUCCCACAGACAGCUGUCAUAGGAAAGUAGUAACAUGAUCUGAAAGAUGCUGUUGGCCUUAUUCCCAGAAGGCGACUAUAAUUGCAUACACCAUCUUGUGUAGUAAAGUGGUUCAUGACACUCAGAUAAAAUUAAGAAAAGAAAAUAUGUUCUCACUGGAGGCAAUCUGCACAGUAUUCCUGUAGCAAACAUCUAAACAAACUGUAAAAACACAGACUAAAGGCCUCUAAUCAUUAGGAGAUACCUAGAUAAAAAUAUAAUUCCAGCAAAACACCAGUGUUGGCCACAGAAUACAAAAGGUACUUAUAUGCAUUAAUGGGCAGUGUCAGGUUUUUAAAAAUAAACUUGUCGAAAAUAAAACCCUUCCAAACAUAAUACAAGCAGCAGCUUUUAAAAGAUCUGGUGCACAGGAGUUGACAGAGAUGAACAAAAAGUUCACAGACUAAAACACUUGUAAUUUAUUUUUUUAAUACUCAAACCAAAUUAUAUUCCCUGGGCAAUGUUGAUAAGAAGAGACUACUAGAUUGUGAUCCAGUCUUACUAAAUUAAAGGACAACUAUAGGCACCCAGACCACUUCAGCUUAAUGAAGUGGUCUGGGUGCCUGGUCCAGCUAGGGUUAACCCCCCCCCCCUUUUUUUUUUUAAUAAACAUAGCAGUUUCAGAGAAUGCGCGUUCACCCGAAGAGGAGGAGGAGAGCUCCCCACCCGGCGCUGGAGAAAGAGGUAAGUUUAACCCCUUCCUCUCCAUCCAGCCCGGCGGGAGGGGGACCCUGAGAGUGGGGGCACCCUCAGGGCACUAUAGUGCCAGGAAAACGAGUAUGUUUUCAUGGAACUAUAGUGGUCCUUUAAUGUUCUUCUCCUCUAUAUAUUAUUUUCUACAAAAUACUCCCCUUGUUUUCAUAAAUGUAUGAAAAGCAGAUAACUCAGGGAGAUUUUGAGAAUAUAAUAUCAAUCUGUUUAGUUCAGUGCCUCAUUCUAUAUCACUCCUAAUUUGGAAGUACUCCAGCGUCCUAUCAUUUGUUUAUUUAUUAUUACUGUGGCGCUCUGCCAUCCUAUCCAAGCUAUAAUGUUCGUUUGGAAUACAAGUCCUGUUUCGUGAGCGUUAUAUUCUAUUUGGAACUCUAUCAUUGUUUUUGCUGAUAUAACUGGGAAGAAGUGUGCUGUGUGAAAUAAAACAUUUACGGACUUAAUUUUGUAUGUUGAGAAAACAUGUACCUUUUUCUUUCCUAAAGACUUUUUUAGAAUUCUUUCCCAAAGGAAUUUUAGCUGCAACGUAAUAUCUAAGUGAUGUGUGUAUCGUGUUUACAGUAGCUGAUUUUGCAGGCAGAGAGCACGACAAUUUAUCAGCAAUUUUCUGUUUGUGCUUGCGUGCAGUAAGUACCCGGCCUAAUGAUUAAUACUUGUUCUGCAAAUAUACACUAUAAACUAUAUUUAUUUAUCAACCUAUUAUUUGCUAUAUAUGAUAAACCGCACAUUAUUACUCCUUGCUUGCCGUUUGUAGUAGCAAUUGGCCAAAUACUCGAUUUGCGUAAAAUGUUAAUGGUGGAAGACACUCAUAUGGUUGGUAGCUUCCUGUUACGAUGGGCAGAGGUCGCAGUGGUCCUUCUGAGUCCUCUGUCUUCCCUUCUUGGAUUUUACCAAGGGGAAGUUUCAUAAAGUAAAAACAUUGCACAUACAUGCACGGAAUAGAGUGUAAAACUGCUUUCAGGGGUUAAAGUUGCCCAGACCCCGUUUCACUGCUUGUGGGGGGGUGUAGCAGGGCAUGCUCUCAUUACCUCCUCCCUCAUACUGCAGUGCAGUGGGAUGGAGCAAUCUCUAUCCUGAUUCCCUUCUCCUCCCCAUGACCUUCCCAGCUCCUGACAGCUUGCUGUGCUGUAAAGCAGCUCAUGUGACUGCAGUAAUCCGGAGCCAGUAAACAGCUGUGCAGGAAAAUUGCAGGUUGAAUCAAGCCUAUUGUUCCGCACUGCAGACUAGACUCUGAGGCAGUCGCCACUGCUGCUGAGGGCUGGGAGUUUACUAUAUUCUACAAUACAGUACACGGGUAAAACCAUGCAUUAUGAUCCAAGUGCAAUACAUUUUCCAAGUUGUAAGAUUUCCAGUAACUCGUCUUUUCACUUGUAGUAUAACUUGUAGUUUCCUUACAGAUGUGGCGUUUCCCAUGGCACACCUGGAUGAAAUGUUUUGAAAACAAAUUGUUCAUUUUUCUUGUUACAAAUACAUUUUACCCAUUGAUCAUUUCAAAUAAAGCCGUGCAGUUACGGAUUAUGCUAUUAGCUACUGGUAGAGCUUUACAUUCUCAGUAAGUAAAAAUACUUGUUUUAAAUUACAUUAACAGUUUGUGUCUCUUGCUUCUCAUCUUUUCAAGCAAGUACAAAUGUAAAUGUCAUUGUACACUGCACAGUCACUACAAUCUCACAAACUGUGUUGAUAAGCUGCUUCUUGGAUUUUAAAGGGACAAUAUAGGCGCCAAGGCCACUUCAGCUCAUUGUAACAGUCUGGGGCCGGUGUCCCGGUCACACUUAGCCCUGCAAUGUAAAACACUGCUGUUUUAGUGCAAACUGCAAUGUUAAUAUUGCAGGACUUACACUGCCUCUAGUGGCUGUCUAUCAGACAGCCACUAGAGGCACUUCUGGUAUUUUGCUGUACUUUAGGUCGCCUAACGCUUGACAUCCUCACUCUCUACACUAGGGCAUCUAGUGUCCAUGAAAUCCCCUAGGAAAGCAUUGGAGUGGGAGACAGGCAGAGGGUGUCUUCAAUCUUUUUCCAUCUUGGUAUACGGAUAACAAAAAAACAGCACGGUUGAGCAAAAUUGUACAUAAAGAAAUGAAUGCACUUACAAGAACACGAAUGUAACAGGCAUAUCUCCACUGCAAGUGAAACACAAGGAAUAAAUAGAUCUCUACCAAAGAAGGGGGAAAUAAUAACCAAGCGCGUUUCAUCCAGUAGGACUUCCACACAAUUCGAGUGAUACUGAAGGAAAAAAACUCCCAAUAUUAAAAUGUGCAUAGGGAUUUGGAAUAGUGCACAAGUAACUUUGGUUUGUAUGGGUUUUUUUUUUGUUUUUUUAUUGUAUCAGGAAUGAUGUGCUCAAUAUUAAUUGCUGCCCCCUGAGAGUAAUGGGUGCUUGAGCGCCGGACUUAGUUUUGUAUGUUUGUAUUUGCUUUUGUAUUACACAGCCAUGUUACAGUGCUGACACCCACCCCGUGUGUUCUCCAUUAAGGGUUUAUAAGUAUGGAGGGGUUUAGAAAAAUAUCCCUCUCUGUCCCAUUAGCGAUUUUAGCUGAAAGCAGCAAGGUGAAUUAUUAGUGUAGGACUCACCUAAGAAGAGGUUUUGCCUUGACGUGGCAGAUGAGCUUACACUUAAAUGGCUAUUGGAGUGAUACUAAAAACCUCCAGUUAUUUAAAGGGACACUCCAGGCACCCAGACCACUUCUGCCCAUUGGAGUGGUCUGGGUGCCAACUCCCACCACUCUUAACCCUGCAAGUGUAAUUAUUGCAGUUUUUUUUUUUUUUAUUAACUGCAAUAAUUACCUUGCAGGGUUAACUCCACCUCUAGUGGCUGUCUAGUAGACAGCCACUAGAGGGCACUUCCUGGUUUCUAGCACAGGAAACCUGUGCUAGAGCGUCACUGGACGUCCUCACGCUAUGUGAGGACCUCCAGCGUUGCUCAUUUACCCAUAGGAAAGCAUUUUGAGAUCAGUCUCACCCACCGGCCGACGCAACCACAGGGAGGAGCGUCACGGAGGAAGAAACAGUGACGUGGGACACCUCUUCAGCAACCAGGGAUUGGGGGGUGGGAGGGAGAGGGGACCUGCAGUGCCAGGAAAACGGAUUGUUUUCCUGGCACUGGAGUUUCCCCUUAAAUGUCCAUAAGGUUUUGGAUAGUGCGCAAGUAACUUUUUCUUUUCUUUUAAUAAGUAAAAGGCUGGUCACCACCAUGGACAAUAAUGUGGGUCCAUUUCAGCACCUGGCAUUUCAUCUGCCAGGAGCCCUUGUCGUGGUUUUUCUCUCACGCAUGUACAGGAGUACAACACUGAGGUCUGGAUCGAGCCCCCUUAGAUAAAAUCUUUGCAACACUGCAAUCAUUAGGGACAACCAGGGGAAAUGGCAAAACUUGACUAUGGUAGGUUUCUCAUUUUGUCUGAUUUUGUCAGGUGUAGGGAAUAUUCAUGAUACAGAUUAGUCCAUAAUUUGUCCUAUGGUAUCUUUUGACUGCUUUGGUAUUUUAGUGAAAUGCCAUCACAGUCAUUGUGAGUAUUUCUUGAAGAUUUUAUCUUUAUGAAAUAUUUAUGAGAGGAUGACAGUGCUACUUUAAUUAAAGUAAUAUUUUAGAAAACAUACUCCCAAACAUUCCUAGUCCUCUGGAUGAAAUAGCCAAAUAAUAAUCUCAGAUUUUAGAAAAGGUUUAUGGAGCAAAAUUAUAUGCAUGGCACGUAUUAUUGUUGGUAAGUAAAAUAAAUGUUGUGUGGGGUGCUGUUGUUAGAUUUUUGUAUUUUUGUGGUGGCUUACCAUUAUCUUUAUAUAGAUAGAUCUAAAUACACACACUACAUUUAAAAAAAAAAAAAAAAAGAGUUUUAGAGGAACAUUGCUGUAUUGAUGUAUUUUCAUUUUUCAGUGCUGUAUGUUGUGCUUGUGUUUAAAUCACUUAAUCAGUGCAGCUCUCCACAUCUCUGGCAAGAGUGCACGGUAUGAUGGCUUACCUUAAAAAAACCAUAAUGUAUUGCUGGCUCACUGCACAGCUAUGUGAACUUUGCUUACUGCUCGUAUUAAUCUAUAAAAGUGACAAGCUAGUUCUCACAUAGAACAUAGAAAAAGUUCUUCCUUAAAAAAAAAAAAAGCAAAUUAGCAAAAGUCCAUAAUCACAAUUUCUUUUUGAGUUAGAAAAAAACUGAAAAGACAAUGCUUGAACAUAAGUGUAUCAGAGGCAUGAUUGUCUUUUAAUAAAACUGAAAGGGUCUUAAUCCCACACUUUGGAUUAUGAACAUGUGCAGACUAGAUUAGCCUAAUCAAAGCCCCACGCCAGACCAUAUGCAGUGUCGGGACAAUCACAAACCUGAUUAAUACAUGUCAAAGGCUUAAUCACUCCACUGUCUGUCCUAUGACCUCUAAUACAUGGAUUAUUUUACAUUGGCAUCUUGUAGACUCGUUGCUGCUAUCUCCAUACUCUAGGAAUGCUGUACUUACAAUAUCUUAUGUUUUGCUAAAUUCAAAGUGCAAAGUUUAUUCAAUUAUUAUUCACUACCUCCUUAAAAAAAUACUAAUAUCUUUCAGUUGUAAUUUUCAGCCUUUUCUGAAUGAUAGUUGUUGGCAACAUUUCUGGUUCUUUUUUGUUUUACCCCCUAAAAGGGAUUUUAUUUAUAUAUAUAUAUAUUUUUUUUAUUUUAUUUUUUUUUAUCAUUAUUUAGAUUGUUUUAUCUGCCAUUUAUAUAAAAAUGCAGUUAUGCUACAACCAAGAGCUUUUCCUAUGAGAUCUGAUGUUAUAUCAGUUGUUAGGGUAAUUAAGUUCCAUACAUAUUGUACUGAUUAUGGUGCAUUUGCCUGGUUUUCUGUGACACUCUACAUUACAUAAAGCACUUUUCCUUUGCAGAUACUGCAAUAAGGCAGAAUAUUCACUUCCACGUUAUCCAUCCAAACUUGGAUAUUAAGACUGAGAGUGGUGGGCUAACAUGUCAGAUAGUCAUUCUUUUUUUAAGCGCCUGGCAAUGAGUACGUGACACUUGUAUCUAAAAAAAUUAAAAAGCAAACCCGCAGUGUGUGAAAGUGUCAUAAAUAAAUUCUGAUUGCUAAGAACAUGGGCUGCCAGCAAUGUAUUAAAUGAGCUGAUAAAUAGUGCAUUAGGCCAUCGCUACGUAUGUAAAAGUGAACUGCUGCAUAGCACUUUUAUAAUACAGUGACGGCUAUGUCUGUGUCUUUUUUUGCCUUGGAUACAAGUGUUCCUUCUUUCUAGAUGUUUAAUACUAGCUGGGAUAUAUACACACAUACUUUGUUUCAUGCUCUCACUAUUUACAGCCGCACUGUCAUGCCCAAGUUACCUUUCUCCUAUUGCUUUAUCUUCUCUUCCUCUCUGAAUCUGUUCCUCUUUUCUUCAUAUCUGAUCUAGUUUUCUUUAAAAUGUAAAACAAAUGAAGGGACUACUUUGUCUUAUGUAUUUUUCCUAUGGUUGACCUUCUUUGAUCAAAGGAGGAGGUUAAGUUGCUCCAUUUCCUGUGGUCAAAGAAAUUUUCCCACAAUACUCACCCUCUCCCCCGUGUUCAUACGUUGCUUCAUUCGCCGUUCGAACGUCCUUUAGACAAAGACAAACAUUGCUCUUUGCACCUACUUUACUAAUACUAAAUAAUUUUUAAAAUAUAUCAAAAUCAAAAAAGAAUCUAUUGGGAAUUGGCUUGCUUCAGACAAUAUAUUGACCAAAAGAGGUUAUGACCAGAUAUUUUUAUGCCAGAUAAAAUUAAAACCGAAGAACAGAUUGGUGAAUGGAAUAAUAUGUUGCUGGGCUGCUCAUCUAAGAUCAUACAUAGGCUUUUUAAUGAAAUUUGAACAAGAACAUCUGGACCAAAUCUGUAAAAACUUGGAGGGUGAAAUCACAAAGAUCAAUGAAUUUAACAAAAAUCUAAAUAAACAAAUAAAAAAAACAAUUAUACAUUUCAGAGAGAUUAUAGAGAUUUUAAAGACAGUGACAUCUUUUGACACAAAAACAGAUUUUGUAGGAACUCUUCAGAGGAGACAGAGUGGUCUGCAUCAGAUAUAACAACUUCACAUAGGAUUUCCAGCGAUAGACCCCCUGAACAUUUGCUUUUUAUGUCGAGGGGCAUUUUGAAACCUUCAGAGAAAAAAUUCUCCUCUUUCUAACACCCCAACCUCUUCUGGUCUUUACCUCAGUCCCAGAAUCUCCUGUUUUUAGAACAGGAAUGCCCCAUCCAAGGAGGGAACACCUUUGAGACAAAUGGAAGUGGAGAUACAAGAAUUAGAACACAGGCACAAUCCUGUUGAACAGCUGAUAAUAUAAUUAUCAAGUUAUCCAAAUUUGCCAAUGUUUACAUCCUUUUGUAUCAGAACUGCAAUCUCUUUUAGGAGAUACAAAUCAAACAUUCUUAGCUUUUGAAAAUUGGGUUGUAAACCUAUUUACUCUAAUAGCCAAUCUGAACAUUGUUUCUCUUUACUGUAAUUUCUCCCAUGACAAUGGACAAUUGGAUCGAUGUUCAUAUUUUCUCCAUAAGUCUAAUCACUUAAAUUCUUCUGAAAAAGAAAUGAUCUUGGCUUUGUUCAAAUUUGUGUUCUCACAUUUUUUUCACCUUUAAUGGAAAAUAUUACCUCUUGUUAAAGUGAACAGCCAUGAGGUACUUCUUACUAGGUUUUUUUGAGAAGAAACAAUUGUCCAUGUGCCCUCCAACUCUAAAUAUACAUCUCACAUUUGUAAGGGUUAUUAUAUUGAUGACAUUUUGAUUUUUUUCUGGGCCAGCACCAUAGCACUGUUUGAAGAAAUAGUAGAGGAAUUGAACAAUAAUGAUGUUGAUCUUAAACUUACACAAAUAGAUGAAUGUGAAUUAGGAUCCUACAAGAUUGGUAGUGUUGAAACUUACCUACACAGGAAAUCUAUAGCGCCCAACAGUAUGUUACACUGGGAGAAUGACUCUCUGCAACCUGAAAAUUGGGAUACCACAUGGCCAAUAUUUAAGCAAUAUGUUUUUUAAAGCAAAAAACAAAAACAAACAUCCACUACAAAAACACACACUGCAUUCUCUAAUCAAAUACUCUCACUGCAUCCACUACACACACACACACAUUCUUGAAAACAUAAAUUCUGACUGGCAUGUAUAUUUUGUGCAUAUUUUAAUAAGACAGAUAAUUUAUUCUAUGCAGAUAACUCAGUUUCUGAAUACCUGAGCAGUUAAUUUAAGGUUUAAAUUGUCAGUUUUGCUGAGGUGUCCGUAUUUUUUUUAAAUGCUACUAGCAAUAGCCCAUGCCAGAGCUUCUCAAACCUCUCCUAAAGGGCUGCUAAUGUUCCAGGAUUUACAGAUAUCCCUGUCUGAACUCUAUUUGAUAAUCCUUAAUCCUGCACCAUUAAUGAUUCUCAUGGGGGGAUGACACUGGUAUAUGCCUCUUCCAAUCAUUGUAUUAUGCAAGGCUUCUGCAUUAGCAUGCAUUUUUUCGUCUAUUUUAUUUUAUUGUAUUGUAUUUAUUUUUCCUGCAUCUGAUCACCAACAAAACUUGUAAACGUGUAGUAGUCAAUAUUAAAGAGGGAUUCCAGGCUGAAGCCUAUUAUUUGAAACUAUAUAAAUCAACCUGUCCACCUUCAUGUGGUUCAAUAUCUGUUCCUGUCUGUGAUAUGUGUUGUGACAUUCAGUGCUGUAGCACGGUAACCAGCAAGAAUAAAGUAAUUUAGAAAAGGGGAGGUGAGUGCUGUAGUGGUUAUGGUCCGUGGAGUAUUGCGUUAAGAUGCAGAAUGUUUCCAAAACUUUUAUUCUUCCUAUACAAAAAGUGUACAAAGAUUACACAUACAUGUAUGUACUUAAGGUAAAAGCAUUAAAAUGCAUAAAAGUUGUGUUAUCGUCUAUAAUCAUCAACCAACCACCCUCAAAAUAUAUAUGCAGUCAUACUUUCAUUCAGAAACUGACCAUGUAAAGAUUGUUUUUGAAGGCAAAUGAGGUGAUAACGAACAAAUGGUAAAUGUAAUUCACAACAGUAUUGGCAGGCAGAAUGGAACCUAUUAAAAAGAACAUAAAAACGACAGCGCAGACUGUAUAUAGUGGUAUCCGUGCCAGUGUCAGUGUAUAGAGGACACUCACGCAUUUAAGAGUCUGCUCUGAACUCGGGUAUUUUCAACACUCUCAGAAUGAUGUGGUAUGCCUGGUCCCAGCAAUAUUUUCUUCUAUAUUGAAAAUCAGUAACCAGUAGAGUAGUAAAUAAUAUACUUUAUUACAAAAUAUAAAAACACAACAAACUUUAGAGGUGAAUAUCUCAGCACAACGCAUUUUGACCACAAACGGUCUUCCUAAGGUUCAUAUCCCUAUAGAGUUCAAGUUAUCUAAUUUAUAUCCAAAUAAAUCAUAAAAUCCCGAACAGGUGUAGCAUUAUUAAUGCCCAAAUAUGGUAUUUCCGAGAUAAUCCGCCAUUACCCAUCGGGUGGAAAUUGUCAGGUGAUAUCCCGCAAGCAAUCCCAAACCUCCCAAUGUGUCAAAAAUCCACCCACAAUACCACUGUUCGUGUUCCACCUCUUCCGUCCAUUCCUUGCGUCGGACUGAGAUCUUCAAGAUUGUGCUCCAUUAAUUUUGUCAUGUGUGUUCCGGACGUCAUCACAUAGCAGUGAUGACAUCAUACAUCCAUGUCCUUAACCCAGAACUGGGACAGCCUGUCCCUUAAGUCCUCAGCCACCAUUUAAAAUAUGGGAAAGAAUAUGGGCAAUAAUAAAAGAGAACAGUGAGCAGUCAUAUAAAAGAGAGGAGAAUGAUUGAUGUAUAAAACAUUAAAUGAAUUAAUGGGGGGGAUAAAAUACAUAUAUCGAUUAAAAAUCGACAUUAAAAUUGAAAGAUUCAAACAAUGAUAAAAUUGUUAUGUGAUCCACAUUUAAAGUGCAAAAGUCAAAAUGAGUAGUAUUGCAAAUAAAAGAUUAAAUAAUUAUAGAAGGGUGCCAAUACCAAAAUCUAUAUUUAACCAUUUUGGGGACAGUGUCUGCAGUUCAAAUAUCCAUUUUCUCUCCUGUCUGUCUAGACUGCAGGUACUGUCCCCACCCCUCCAAUGAUUAGUCAGCAGUCUAGACACAGGAGUUAAAAUAGAUUUUUGAACUGCAGACACUGUCCCCAAAAGGGUUAAAUAUAGAUUUUGAUAUUGGCACACUACUAUAAUUGUUCAAUCUUUUAUUUGCAAUACUUAGAAACAUAGAAUGUGACGGCAGAUAAGAACCAAUCUGCCCAUCUAGUCUACCCAAAAUAAUAAUAAUAAUGCUACAACUCUUCGGGAUUUUACGAUUUAUUUCAAUAUAAAUUAGAGAACUAGAACUCUGUAGGGAUAUGCACCUGAGGAAGACCAUUUGCAGUCGAAAGGCGGUUGUGCUGAGAUAUUCACCUCUAAAGUUUGUUGUGUUUUUAUAUCCUGUAAUAAAGUAAUUUUGUUUACUUCUCUACUGGUUACUGAUCUUCAAUAUAGACGGAAAAUAUCGCUGGGACCCGGCAUACCACAUCAUUCUGAGAGUGUUGAAAAUACCUACUGAGUUUAGGCUCUUUAAUGUGUGAGUGUCCUCUAUACUUCUUGCACGGAUAUCACUAUAUACAGUCUGCCCUAUGUUGCUUUUAUGUUAUUAUUAAUAGGUUCCAUUCUGCCUACCAAUGCUGUUAUGAAUUACAUUUACCAUUUGUGCGCUAUCACCUAAUUUGAUUUUCAUGUAUGUAUAAGUGUUUUUAUGGCAUAACACUUGCCAACCUAUUAUCGUAAAGGGACCUGUUAAGUUAUUAAAUGAGUAAAUGGGUUCAAGGUAGUCUAAUGCCCUCUUGCUUGAUGUAACAUAAAAAAAUAUUCAUUUUGUUUUUCUUUUCCUUUCAGGACUUGUCCAGAUUCCAGUCAGUAUGUAUCAAACUGUGGUCACAAGCCUGACGCAGGGUAAUGGACCUGUACAAGUUGCUAUGGCACCAGUUACUGCUAGGAUAUCUGAUUCAACUGUCACUGUAGAUGGGCAGGCAGUUGAGGUUGUAACACUGGAGCAAUGACUGUCACGCCAAGGAAGAAUCAUGAUGUAAUUUCCUGUCUCCAUUGUGUGUCCUGUUUUCUGAUCUGAAGUGCUUCUGGACAUCCACAACGGAUGCUAUUCUGUGAGGUCCUGGGUGUUUGAAACGGAACUCCAAAUUAAGCAUCGUAAACCCUCAUUUUUGUUCAUUUUAGCUGAGCUGCUCAUUUGCUGUUUUCUCUUCCAUUUAAUUUAUUUGAAUACACACAUUUUUUUGGGAAGUGCAUCAGCCCAGGAGAGAACGUACCAUGCACUGAAGGGGAGAAGAAAAAAAAGCCAUGACUUUUUAUUUUCCCUUGUCUUCAUACUCUAGAUUCUUUAACUGCAUCUCAGAUUGCAAUAAAGGGGACUAUUCUGGAAGGAAAAAGGAAAAAAUGCUAGCUUUUAAUAUGUCCUUUUUGGGAGAUUGGGUUGGGGGUGGUGAGUGAAUGAAAAUGAAUUUAAGCUGUGUCUGCCCUUUUGUCCACCUACAUCUGUGGGUUGACUUUGUAAUAUACAUUUCUAAAUGCCUGCUUUGUAAAAAAAAAAAAAAAAAAAAAUUGGUGGAAAUAAGAUGUGCUCAAAGUCUGGCCAACAGCCUGUAUGUCAUUAGGCCACUGUACAAGAAAUUUUGAAAACCUUGAGUCUUGAAGCGGUACCAUUUCAUAGAUCAGGUCAGUCAGGAUCUAAUGAGGUUGUUUCUCCAGUUUAUGGUGGCUGCAUCAUCUGACUUUGUAGUACCUUCCACCAUCUCUUUUCUGAGAGAGAUUCACCUUGUGUCCUGAUAUUUCCCCUAGUGAUGACUACUAAACAUUUCUCUGGCAUGCUAUUAAUUUCUAGAAUUAAAUAAUCAAGUAGCUGUCUUUCAGCAUGAAGGAUGGAUCCAGGAAAAUACAAAAAUAAAAAUGCAAUUGCCAUCUAGUGUAAUCAGUGCUUCUAUGAAAUUGAUUGUUUCUUGCCCAAAAUAAAAUUACAUAUGGGCUAAAAUACAUUCACACACAGUAUUGUGUUGAAUAAAAGUUGGUGUAAACUGCUUAAAAAGAGAACAUGAUAGAUACACACAUCUAAAAUGUAUACUUCUAAAAUGUUCAUAUAAUAAUUGUGCUAAUGUGCGUUGAUCAUUUGGACUUUGUUUCUUGCAUAUUUGUGUUGCUAGGCAUCUAUGUUAAUAUCACAAUGUUCUCUGGGAUCAUUCAAUGAUCCAAAGUCCUGAAUUACUUUCUAGUAGGCUGUGAGAUUCUUAAUAUUCCCUGAGCAACUUACUACUCAUAUGUCAGGCAUGCAUUUUUUUAACUAAUAAAACGUACAAUUGAUCACAGCUAAUAAAGGAACCAUAGAAAAGGUAAUUUAGGACAACACAUUGCAAAUUUUUUUUUUUGUGUGGUUGAUUAUCAUUAUACAUUUCUGUGCACAUUAACAAUGAUCACCUUUUUUUGCGUUAUUAGUUACUCUGAGGACUUGUGGAUCCACGUUUAAUGGAACCUGGGUUUUGUGUGCCCAGUGACCUUUUUCCCUGAGUGCGGUGUGAUGCUAUGGUGGAUUAUACUUUAAUUGCUGACGACCAGAAUGAAAUGCGAAUUGGUCGUUUUGCUCAUGAACAGCUCUUGGAUAAAAUGUCAAGAUGGCACAAAGUUACAACACUUGUUUUUACAAAUCUUAUUGAGAUUAUUACAAUUUGUGAUCUCCUCUUCUACCAGAGGUUUAUAAAUCAGCGUUAUCUUCCUUUUUCUUGUAAAUAUCAUAAAUUUAGAAGAUAGUGUAGGGAAAGACUGUUUUAGAGAUUUUUUUUUUUUUUUUAAACACAAACAUGAUGGUGACAAUGUAUCCUCAUGGUUUGGCUUUCUAGAUCAGGUUUAGAAGGGCUGAGCGGAGCUUCAUUGCAUCUGAUAAAGUAAUCCAGACAAAUUAACCUUGUCACUGGGAGUAGUCUACUUUAUAAUCGUAGUUCAGGUGUAACUCAUGUUUUACCAUUGCUACUCGUGUCAUGUGUCAUGUUUUUAGAUUUGAAACAUUUGGGUUAUAAAUUAAGUCAUAAGGGUUUUAGUUUUACACUUUGCUAGUUUUAACUGAGAAAUCAUGGACUUCGUACUGUUGAAAGAUUUGUAAUGAUGACCAUGAUGCAUUAUCCAAAUUUAUGAAAUAUUUUGAUCCCGGGGGGGCAGGGGGGGAGGAUUUAGGUUGUUUCUUUUGCAGAGUUUUUGAAUUCAUUAUAUAUGCAGUCUCUUACUUGCUGCUUUUAAAUAUCCAUGUAUCACAGUAACAUAUGUUCGAAAUAUGCAGGUUUAAGAGAUAUAUAAAACAAUAGGAAUGAGUAUUUGAGAGUUUAUUCAGAUUUAUGGAUUAAAAUCCGAUUCCCCAUUUCUUGUUUUGUGUGAGCGCCAGUUUGCUUCCAAAGACAAUUCCAUCCGUUUUCAGUAAGCUUUGUAUAUACAAAUGAUAUGAACUAGCAAUUCUUUGUCCUCGUUAUUUUUUUGCCUUGAAUUAUUUUGUCACCUUUCCUGCUGUAGGUAGGAUUGCUGUGUCACUUGGGGGCCUGUGUCCUGGUUAGGAUUAUUUAAAUACUUCUGCUGUGUUUUAUACAGAAAUAUUGUAUGUAUAUUAUUUGGUUUUUCUUUGCUACUCCAUCAAUGUCUAGGGCAAUGUUGAUAAUCUAUUAACUGGUCUAGCCUCUAGAACAUUUUAUUUUUAUCUGUUUUGAGGAUUCCCAAUGACUGAAUUGUUUUGUUUACUGCAACAAAAUGUAUAACCGAGAAAAUACAUUGAAAAGAGAAAAAGAAAAUUGUAUCUCUGAAAUGUAUCUUGGCAUUGAAUGAAAUAUGUCUUACUCUUUCAGUGUGUGCUGCAUUGAGAAAAUAAAUUGUUUAAAAUGUGUGUAUCCGUAACUUGUAUGAGUAACCAUUCAUAUAACAGAUGUUGACCAUAUUAUAAAGUCAUAGAGAUGGCAAAUGUUUCCUCUGCAUCUUUAUAGGCAUAACUGAAGCCAUCAAAUGCAUAAGUACUAUAUAGUAGCUUAUACAACCUAAAUCAUUACAGAUAUCUGAUAUCUGCCAAUUAUCAUGUUUUUUGUUUUGUAUUUUAUAAUAAAAACUAGUUUAGAGUGACUGAAUAAAAUAUGGUAAUAUAAAAAAAUUUUUAGUCGUGAAUUAAAAAAACAAAACAGCAAAUCUAAACAUAGAGCCAUUGUAUGCAUUGUCUGAAACCCCUAAGAAACUUUUAUAUUUUGUCCCGAAAGCUGUAUUUCUGUG
Molecule: messenger RNA, 72319 nt
Organism: Pelobates cultripes (western spadefoot toad)
Lineage: Eukaryota; Metazoa; Chordata; Amphibia; Anura; Pelobatidae
Source: the annotation of a GenBank genome assembly